This is a messenger RNA of Xyrichtys novacula (pearly razorfish), 49096 nucleotides long. Lineage: Eukaryota; Metazoa; Chordata; Actinopteri; Labriformes; Labridae. The record is from the annotation of a GenBank genome assembly.
GAGGAGGAACUCUCAUGAUUUUCCAUGAGCUAAUCUUGGUUUCUCACAGAGGAGGAAUUGAUUAUUACAAUGAAGUUAUGACUAACAUAUUAAUAAUAGCUGCAAUUGUACCGCACCUCUAAACAGGUAUUUAAAAAGUGCUUUGACAGAAGAAGUAAGGCAGAGCUCAGUGAAUAACUGUAACAGUAAAAACUCAACAGGUCAAGAACUAAAUGCAGCACUGUGAGUGUCAUCUAAAACAUCCAACAGCAAACGUUUAAAAAAACAAAACAAAAUUAAGGACAUACAGUAUGCUUGUUUUAAACAUCACUUUUUGUCCAUCAUUUGGUUUGUAUCACCCAUUACUGACAAAGCUUAACACUGCAGUACAUAAUGAUAUGCUGUAUGUUCAUCCAGUUAUGGAACAUAAGAUUGAUGUGGUUGCAUGGUAUUACAUCAGAUUUUAUUAUAAAAUUAUAUUUUUCCUUUUUUAUACGCUGCUCUCAGGGACAGCUGUUACAUGGGUUGGCAAUUUAUUGAAAGAAACAGGGUUUGUAUCCUGUCCUCUCCUGUCACAGUAUGACGGUUGGUGUGAUACACUCGUACCUUCAUGCUCACCUAUUAAUGUACCUUCAUAUAUACAUUAAUAGGUGAGCAGUGCAAUGAGCUCAUCAAGUUAACUAAGUGAAGGUGAUUUCGUCCAAUUCUUAUGUUCAUGCAGGCGUUAGCUAUCUUCUAUUGUGUGGCAUAAAUAAGUUGCGUAACCUGGUCAUUAAUGUAUGUGUGAAAAGAGUGAAUGAUGCAUCGGAUAAAGGCACUCCAAGAGGUCCAUGCACCGGCAAAACACCGCACCAUUUUAGCUGUAUUUUUAUGUCUUAUGUAUCUGUGUGUCAGACUAAGAGCAAUAAUAUACCCCAUCAGAAUUUGUUUGGUUCAGGUUUACAUAACUGUGACCAAUGCUCAAGUACUGAACAUGAUAGCAAUAAUACAUAAACCAAACAUACAGAAGAUUGUACAUAAAUACAAAAUUCAUCACACAAAGUCUUCUCACUCACUUUUUAUCUGCUGGCAGCUGUCUGCUUGGCUUGUGCUCAGAAAGUGUUGGUUUGUAGAUUAUUUCUAUUGCAGUAAAAGUACAUAAAGCGCAUAGCUCUACUGUUCCUGUAUCCAUGCUUUACUGCAUAGCAGUUUAGCACACCUUUCAUGAUUUCAUCCAUCCUGUUUACUGGAAAUAAUAGACAGUCUGUUGUUUGUUUAGAAAAGUAGAUUGUGACAUGUGAGAUAGUUGAGCUGUUAACUCAGUCGAUGUGGAUAGAUAAUAAAUCUGUGGUGUUUCUAUUUAUAUGCAGAUAUGAAUAUUUGCAUGAGGCAAUGAAUACAGAUGGGAAAGACAGCUCAUCGGUGAAUAAAUUAGCUGCUUAUUUUAGUAAAAGUAGCAACAAUUGUGUGUAAAAAACAGGCCAUUAUAACUCCCAAACUAAAAGUCUAUGAAUGUAGUAAAAGUAAGAUAAUUCAAAAUAAGUGGUCCUUACUCAAAACCCCAUCUGUGCUGUAUCAGAAGCUAUUUAUUUGGAUUUAAUUGUGCUGUAACAUGACAGCGAACAAAACUAAUCUUUAUGUUAACAUCUGUCAUCUCUCUCUGCUCACAAGAUUUCUAAUGCCUUUUAGUGCAGUGUAAAGUAUAAUUUACUGUAGCCAAUGAUUAUUCUAUGAAUAUGCUGGUUGGUGCACCACAUACCAAGACUUCCGCUUACUUUUCAUUCUAAGAUUACACAAAGAUACACUACGCAAUUUGUACAGCAGUGUGUUUUGUUCUGGCAUUUGAGUAUUCUCUGAACAUUGUGUAGCAGCGGCCUUGGUAUUUCAGAAAUCUUCCGGUAGAAGGUCUUUUGAUAAGGACUCAUCUGGUUUGUGUAAAUUUGUUCCCAGUGUAACGCUGACAAUCUAAGAUGGUGUGUUAUUUAUCAUAAAUGUUGUGUGUCCGUGUCCAUGCAGCUCUGAAGAACAUUUUGUCACAAAUAAAAAGUAAAAAAAUGACUUCUCUGAAAAUAAUCCAUACAAUUACGCUGUUAGUUGUGAAUGUUAAGACUCCUGUGAAAAACCUCAGUUUGUGUUGAUUUUUGCACCCCGUAGACAAAGAGGUAUUUCAUAUCUCUGCUGAUUUGUCCUGCAUAAAUGUAGGUUGUUUUUUUAACAGAAAUAUCUUGUACUGCUGCCUUUUGUCAAUAUAAAGCACAACAAACCAUUACAAAAGGCUCUUUUGUGCAGAGGAUUGUUUAUCACUUCAUAUGACGCCUACCCCUCCAGCAGCAGUUUCAGGUGUUGAAAAACUAAAAAGAAAAUUCCUGUAUUAUUGCAGGUGGUCUUGUAUGGAUUGUAGGUCAGAGAGAAAAGUCAACAUUCAUUUCAAUCAGUUUUGUUACCUGUAAAAAAAAAACCUUAAGUGUGGUAAAGGUAAGUAAAGAAAAUAGCCUUUUAACCAUUUCAUGAAUACAACUAACACAAUAUUAGAUUAAACUGAUGUUACCUCUUCAUUUAUGUAAGAUGGAUGAUUUUAUUCAUUACCAAUCGCCAACCAUGUUUGUCGUUUACCCUAGAACACUAUCCCUGGGUGAUUUUCACCCGACCAAACGUGUUUAUGUGAUUUUCAUGAUGCUGCGUUUGUCUGAGUAUCAUGUGCCCCUGGGUAGCUUCAGCAUUGCCGUUGACAUCUUUGAAGGCAUAUUUGUUUCCCUGAACCAAAACCUGCUUUUUCCUACAGGUAUGUGCUCAGGUGAUUUUCACCUGGCAAUAGUGAUAGAGGGUAAAGUAGGUUUGGGUGGAUUUGAUAGCUGCAUAUGUAGGGAAUAAGGUCAGUCAGAGUGGUCCUGGAAUUUGCAUGCUAUCUUUAUUUGAUGCAGUGAUUUUCAAGGGAAUUUCAAGGGGAUUUUCAAGUGAAUUCAUAUGGUGAUAAGAAAUAUUUUAGUCAGCUGGUCAUUUUUACUCACUCAAAAUCUGCUAUAUUUUGUUUCUCUCUCCUGUAGCUGUUUUUUCCCCUCCCUUUGGACAUUGCACAGUUAAAGAUAAAAGAAAACUACUUUAAUUUGUCAUGUAUUGUUCUAUUUUGAUAUAUUUUGAUGACACUUUUUCUUAGGUAUAUUAUUUCGGGGAAAAAUCACCUGGCCAUAGUAAUGGUGUUACUAAUUUUAGCGAUAGUGUUCUGGGGUUAAUGUAUUAAAAAUUUACUUUAUGUACAGUAAAGUGGGUGUUACAUAACACCUUCUUACACUGUAUUUUAUAAUAGCUUCACUGCAGUCCUCACAGUUGUAAAGUUGUACUCGUGGUUGUUUGAAGUUUUAUUACUCCUCUCUCCAGGUGUGUCAGUCUUCAGGUAAGACUGACGUCACUCCAGGUUUUUCCUCCCUGUCCCAGGAUGUGUCCAACUUCUCCCAACGACAAUUCACACAGGAAGUCCCGCCUCCCAACGCAGCCGAUUGGGCUACAGUUGAACCGAACAUGCAUUGUUCCCGUCUGACUGGCUUCUCCGCCUGUCAAUCGAAAUGUGAUCAGAGUUUGCGGUUAGGCGUCAGGUGAAACUCGUCUGUGUGAGGAAAAAAGGGACAGAUGAAAACUCACUUCGUCGAACUUUCUGGAAAGUUUUUUUUGUAUUAUUUAUGAUUAGGACUACCAAAGGAAACUUUUGAAACCAGGAACCAACAUUUAACAAGAUGAAGAGCCUCAAGUAUCGAUUGAAAAAGCACGAAGUUACCAUCACUGUAAGUUUUUAAAAUCUGUUUUGAGCUAGGUUUUGCCAUUUUACUCACCUGCUUUCUGUUAAACCGUGAAUAUAAAGCGUUGAUAACACUGGCAGUUGUGUUUGGACACCGCGGGGGUUACCGUGUGUAACUCUGACCUCUUGUCCCCUAACAACCACAUUAUCCGCGGUUAUGUUCCCACGGAGCCUGCUGCUGCUGCUGUUGUGUGGCUGGAAAACACACCGCCAGCAACUUUCAGCACCUGCACCUCUGCGCAGGGUCUGGAUGUAAAGUGACACUGUUAAACUACACUGCCUACAUUCAGGUUGGUUUUAUGGGAUGGUCUUAAUCUAAAGCAGCUGACCGUCUUGUUCGUGGUGAAGCGUGGCCGGGCAGAAAGCAAAUCAGUGCAGCAGUGUGGUGUCUGUCUGUUAUGAGCGGGCUCUCCAAAACACUGAGCAGCAUGUGUGUUAUCAAGAUCAUACUCGUGGCCUGUAGAGGAUGGGGUCAAAAUAGGAUAUCCCUAAUUGAACAGCCCCCAAAUGGAUGUUAGAUCCCUUACAGAUUGAAGAUUUACACGUUUAUGAGGAGUAAUAUUCAUGUUAAAAACUCAAAUUAAAUUUCACUAUCAGUUUCAUUGCUGAUUAAUUGGAGAAAAUGUCAUUUGCACUUUUGCAGAACCCUAUAAGAUACUAAAAACAGCUUCUUAUCUCUUGAACAACAGUCCCAAACUCCCUCCAAAUUCUGACUCAUGUAAAGAAGAGAAGUGUGCUUUAAGUAGCUGCAGUCUCAUCAUUUCUUAAAACUUGAAUUCCUGAAUUUUACCUCUGCAUUUCUGCACUUUUUAAGUCGCCUAUUAAAAUGUUUUAUAUUGAGGGGAAAGCAGCAGAUUCUCCCCCUGAAAGCCUGACACAAAGGUCAUUACACAUUUGUGCUUGGGGAAUGGCUUAAAAAUAACUGAAUCACCUGCUGGUGAGUAUUCGACCUCUUGCUGUGGUUUUAAAUGCAGAACAGAUGUCUGAACUCGGGGAAGGAGGCUCUAGUAGGUCGAGUUUUUAAUCUUUGAUCAGUGUUAACAAUUUGAAAGAGAUGUUCUUAGAAGAAGCUUUAACAAAAACAAACAUUACGACCAUAUAAAGGUCACAUUAAUUGCAGGAUUGCAUUUGCUAUGAGCUUGUUUACUUCAUAAACUGAAAGUCUUGUGGAUGACCUUGUACUAAAGAAACACUGCCGUGAAUACAGAAUGCUGAUAAACAGUGCAAUGUGACAUUUCUGUAGAAUUUGUGACAAUUAACCUGUCAUGGGUCCUGCUCCUCCUUAGUCGCUGUCACAAGCCAGACAAAAAUGAAAAUGCUACUGCUGGUUUCUUCAAGACUAAGAACUGAAAGGAGAACCAGAACUGAUAUUAACUUUUAUAAACAUGGGAACAAACAGGCGAAAGGAUGUUCAGGCUGUCAGCGUUACUCAGGACCUGCUGGGCAUAUGUCUGCUUUUCUCCCCUGACUCUACAAUAGUUUCUAAAGCCUUGAAACCAGUACACAGUAUUAUGCAGAAAUUUAAUAUAUGUUGCAUGUUUUGUUUGUUUCUUUUUUUCUUUUUUAGAGUUGAAAUGUACACCACAUCUUUUUCACAGUCAGGGUAUAAAGUGUUGCUCUUGCUCUUGCACCUUCUCCCAAGUUUCACUGUUUUUACAACAUAGACCAGCCUUGCAUUUGUUGUAUCUCGCUAUGACAGAUAAUGGCACAGUGCACACUCUGCUAGGUACUAACCUGCCUAAUAUUUGUUGGAGGGGUGCGACCUGGGAACGCUUAAUUAGCUGCCAAGGCUUCAUGGCACCAUGGCUACAGUUUGAGCCCCUGCAGGAAUGUUACAGUGAUUUUGUGUCCAACUUAAGUCUGCAUGUGUUACAACAGCUCACAGUCCUGUAUAAACAACUCAGAACAAUAUAUGAUACUGUGUGUAAAAGAAUCAAUACAUGCCUCUAAACCGUUGUCUUGUCACAUGCCAUAAUAAGAGAUUCCUUUUUCUUCCCGAUUCAUAAACAUGUCCACUGAACUUUCCCGAAUAGACAGUCAUUACAAUUCUGCACAGUUCAACAUGCAGUGGGUGUUUGGCUCUGCUCUCUACUCUCCGCUCCCAGUAAUUACCAUGAGAAAGGCACAAAGCCAGAAGAGCAGUGUGUGGUAAACUAUCUAGCCCUAUUUAAAGGGAGCAGCCUUUCAGGAGUGAAAUGGUAUUGUCUGCAUUGAUAGUUGCCUCACCUCUCUUGCAAGAUUGCAGAGACAACCAUUUAAAACUCCAUCUGUUUUUUCCCCUGCAGCAUUUUCAGCAUUAUUUGUCUAAAAAACAAGCUCAGGAGAAUCUCGAGAAGUGCAUUGUGGAGGAAAGUGACAUGACAUUUACGCAGGACUGAGUGAUGAUUCCUGCUACAUUCCUCUGAAAAACAGACAGAAUAGAAGAAACUUUUGAGAUAUCAAUACAGGUGAACCGCUUCCCUCCCUAUUCAAAGCAGAAAAUGAACACAGAAUCAUCAUUCAUCAGAUUUCACACCAUCAGCACUUAUUUUCAGUUCAGAAAAAAACAAAUAGAUCAAACCAUUCAUGAUGUUACAGAAGAGGAGGGGAGUCUCAGUGUGAAAUUUUGUGAUGCAUGUUUUUCUUGCCACAGUGCCUGGGAGAAAAACUCACUCUUUCCUGGUUUGGUAACUGAUUAAAAAUCAAGAAAAAUACACAGCGUUUCAUAAGAGGGACAAGAGAGGGGGAAUGCAAGACAAACAAAGUUUAUCCGUCCAGGGAAAACAAAUCUGCAGAAGAAACUGUAUCCUCUUUCACUCCUACAGUGUAAAAGUCUUAUCUUAUCUGCAGAAGUAAGAACUUAUGGAUUUCUUUUGAAUUUUUAAGCAAAUAAGCCAGAAACCGACCAUGACACAGACUACAAGAUAUACUCUUCCUUGUUUUGUGUCAGUCUGUCAUUGUUCUUCUACCAGGUUUACUGUUUCAAGUUCAGCAAAAGCACAUUUUUUGGCCUAAUCUUAACUUCUCUGCCAAACCAUUCUAGCUGGACACGUAAUCACCAGGAAGCAAAUGCCAGGUUAUUUUCUUAACACCACACAGGAUAAGGAUUGGAGUGUUGGCUCAGCUUUGCACAGGCAGGGCUCCAGUUUUUGUUUGUCUUGUUUGGAAGAUUAUUUUUCUUUUCAGGGUGAUUAAUUACAAGGCAAACCAUGACGUACACAAUAAACUUAAAAGACUUUGCCAUUAAAAAAAAAAACAGAUAAGAAUUUGAUAAACUUUUCUGAAAACUUUAGUGCUGCUUUAUAGUUGGUUACUCUAGCUUGUUGACAGUUUGACUUAAAAGACCCGCAGAAAGCUUUUACUUCACUUUUAGCAGCUGGUGUACACAAAAUAAUCUUGCCAUCAUAGCUUCCUGCAGUCAUCAUGCACCUCAUACUUAUCCUGCAUUUUCGUUGAAGAAAUUAAACCUCAACAGUUCUGCGCUGGGCCUCAAAACCAAAGAAAAGACCCUGUAAGACCCUCCAGUAGAGCUCAGUGCUGUGGUACAUUAUGCAGCCCAUAUUUCACAUUCAGUCACUACAGAUAACUCUUUAUUUAUUCUUAACAGCCCUGAUGAUUUUUGAUUCAAAAUGUUGUUAUAUUGUUAGAAAUGAAAGUGGUAUGUGAUGGCCCUUUUCAUACAUGAAAACAGGAGACGGCAGAAGAUGUAGUCUGAAAAGACUUGUUUUGUUCUAAGUGAGCGAGUGACGGGGGAACUUAGCAUUUUGAGAUUGCCCACCAGUAGUUAAUGAGAAACUGAUAGUAGAAGGGACAUCAGUGUGGAACUUCAGCCACUACUUAAACUUUAUUGCACAUACACAGAAAACGGUAUUACAGCAACCAUUAUACAGGGACCUGCAGUAAAAGGAAGGAUAGAUAUCCUCAAAAGAGUGAAAAGGCCAAAACGAUUACCGCGGAGGUUACUGAAUCAAUCGCUCUGGACAACUAAUCUAUUGGAUCCACACUUUGUCUUGCCGUCUUGACACUACAUCUCCCUGACCGCUGUGCCAAAGCUGUUCAAUUACACCGAGACAACAUCGAGGGUGAUUUAAAACAUGAUGUGACUGUUAGUUUAAUAACAGACAUUUGGAGCUCCAGUGUCAUUGCUGAGCUUCACUGCGCACUGAGGUGAUCCAGGUCAGCUGAUAUUAUAAUCCAGUUUGUGUCAAAUAUAAAUGAAAAAACAUACAAUAAAAUUAAAACUGAAUAAAGGGGGAAAAAUAAUGUAGGAGGAUUUAGUACCGACAGACAUUCAUCAUUAAAAAUCAGAUGAGGAUCAGAACAUUCCUAACCAGCAGUGUCUGCAGACAAAGAAAUUCUCAAAUUUUUGGUAACCAGGAGUUAGUAUUUUGUUUCUUCAGUAAAUAAACAGGUAAUGAUAGCCUCAGCAAAACGUGUCUGUUCAGACCUUGUAUCUACAGAGACUGGAGCUCUAUGAGGAAAAAAUGAGAAACUGGAUUUCUUGGUUGGUUCGGGGAUUAGCCUGAGCUGUCACAUACUCAGUCUGUUGUCACAACAAACAUCUGCUCUUUUAGGGACUUGACCGUGUUUGUGUGGCAAAAUAUACACAUAAAAUACACAGUAACAUACAAAUAUAAUGAAAAAGACAUACAGUUCUUGCUUGUGUCUAGUGUGAGGUAGAUCCUUCCCUUUGCUAUAAAUGAUUUAUUUUCAAGCCCAGAUGAAAUCUGUCUUCUCUAUAAACUCAAAGUAGAACCUGGUGGACUGCAGUGAAUGAAAAGAACUAGUCUGGCUUGUGUUUCAUUUUUUAGUUUAUUUUUCAUGUCCCAAAGAUCCAUCUCUCAAGCUUUUUUAAAACACUACCGGCUGAACAGGAACAAGGAGUUCUGUUUUGUUAAGCACUGAAUCCAUAUGCAGGAGUGAUUCACAGCCUAGUCAUCUGUUGUGAUGGUGCAUUUCGAUGUGUCAUAUCUGAAUAUUAAUGCUGAAUUACUAAAAGUGAAGUUUGGCCAUGGGUUAAGGAAAAGAUCCUCAGUUUGUGAUCUGCAUCUGGUUCCAGGUGUAGAUAGGUACACACUUUUUUUUCGUGAUAAUUCGUCUAACUGUGUAAAUAAAGAGCAGCAAGUGAAGCUCUGCUGUUGUUUUUGUGGGCUGAUACAUUAAUAGACUGCCUGUGAUCGGCUUGCUGCUGUGUGACCUGUGCUACAGCUGUGCCUGGAGGAUGUUCAGGAAAAAAAAAACACCUCAACCGUUGUCUGUUUACAAGUGAUGCUUUGUCUUUAUGCAACACGCUGUUUACUUGAGAAAGUACAGUGAGGAAAAACUAUGUGUGAACUCAAGAGUGGCGGUAGUGAUGUACAGCACAGAGUCAGGCCUACAUAAUAAAAGAAAGUAAUGUGUGAGAACAUUGUUCAAUAUAAAGAUACUCUCAUGAAUUGUGUUGACUAAACCAUUAUUCAAAAGCACUUGAUAGCUGUAACUCACUGUUUCCACAGUGUGUCUGUCUGCUGUUCUUUCUUUGUGUUACCAACAUGUCUCUUCCGAACUCGUAGGAAAUCACAAAAGCUGAUUUUUCUCUACUAAAUUGGCACAAUCAUUCCCACCUCAGGUCUCCACUCAGUAGAUAAAUUGUGCAUCGGCUCAAAGUGAACGUCGCUUGUCUUGUUUACAUAAAAUCCCUUAAUUAUUGCUAAUUCAGACUCUCACAAUGAGCUCAUGGUGAAUGCUCUGACCCUGAUGUCAAUGAAAUUGUUGUCAAUUGUGUAGCUCUCAAAUAGUUUUCUUUUUCUAGUGGCUGGAGUUUUUGAUCUUCUUAACCCUGAAAUAAAGCAACUGGAGGUUUGAAAAAAAGUGUCAAAAUAUUCACCCUUUUGUCAAAAUCUGCUUUUUGUUAAGAAGAAAAGCUCUUAAACACAUUUUUAGACUGAUCCCACUUUACUUUUGGUUUGUAACACUUAAUGCAACCUCUUACAUAGAAAAGGGUUUGAGUAAUGUGUAAAUGUGAUGUGGAUUAAGUGGGUUGAAAUGAAAGUCAUUCAGAUCCACACCCUGCUGGACCACAGGCAUUCAGGAUUAAUCAUCAGGGACAUGUUGAAGUUUGUGCAGCACACCCUGUGGUGUAAAAAAUAAUCGUCUAUGCCAGCUAAUGAUAAGGAUCCCUGAUAACCAAUGUGCUUUUCAGAUAAAUCAUAAUCUGGUUAUGAUUGACAGGCAUUUUCUGAUAAAGGGACUUUAAUGUUCGACUGCAUGCUCCAUGAGAUUCCAAUCUUCCAGUCAGUUUAUUUAUAAAACCAAUUCAAUACAAGCAUUAUCUCGAGACCAGAAAAAGUUAUAUUAUGUAUUUUCAGUCACGUAUUUCAAAAUAACCUCAGGAUUGAAAUGAUACCUGUGUUCAUAGUUAUGAAAAGGAAGUCCAGCUCUUAAUGCAAAUAUGUUUUCGUAUCACACAAAGAGCUCCUUCUUUCUCCUAUGCAUGUGCCAUUUAAACUUAAUCUGACAGAGAGACAUAAUUCUGUCAGGAUGAUUCUAUUUUACAAGUCAGAUAAUAUUUGACAUAUCUCACUGAAACUGAUGCUGAGCAGAAUCACUUUCACCUCAUUAUAAGAGCGGUUAUGUGAGGUGGAUAAGUGGUUUUUCAAUAGUUAAAGCUCGCUUAUGUGUUGGCUUCUACUUCAUCUUGUAACUUGUGUGCUUGCAACAUAGGAAUUGUGGGGAAAUAAUUAUUUGAGUGUUUUUUGUUAAUUUAAAUGUAUGCUGAGUCCAGAAAUUAUGGGCCUGACUGCUUUCUGGAGAACUCUGAUAAAAAACAGAUACUGUGGCAUGCAAACAUGAUUCAUUUGAUCUCAGAAAUCAGAAACUUUGAGAUAAGUCAUCUUAAGUAGGAAUUCCAUUCCAACCAUUCAAGUAAACUGGAAUCUAAUGCUGCGUUUGAAUUACUUCGGAAGUCAGAUGUCAGAGAUGAAAAUGACGUACCACCUGAGUUGUCAGUGUUUCAGUUACCAAGUUGGAAAAGGCAAAAUCGGAGGCGGAAACAAGAUGGCUACAUCUAGGAAGGUUAUUUUAGCGCUUGCCUUGUCUUUGUUAUAUUUGGACAAGGCAAGCGCUAACUUUUGUAGAUGUAGAGGGCGAUUUCUUGCCCUGGAGCACUUAAUCAGUGAGACAUCUUUAGACCUGAAUCCUGGUUCUAGACAUGUUAGAUACCUUUGGUCUAAUCUGGGAUUAAUCAUUAUAUGUAUGAAUUUAACCUUCAAUGCCUAACCUUCUUGGUAGCAAGAUGUGUUGAGCUAAAUCUGCUCACUGCUUCAGUUGUUACCUUCAACAAGGAGUGAGGGUGAGAGGUUUUUUCUUGAUGAUGUUUAAGUAUUUUUUUUGUCCACAUAAGCACUUCUGCCUGCAAUAGAGCGCCAGUGUUCUUGCCAAUAAUUAUGUUCUCUGCUGCUCCUGUUUUAGUUUGACAACUCCUAUUCUUGAACAGUUUUGUUUGUCCCGACUGUAGUUUUCGAGAAUAUUUCAGGAAACAUAAUUUGGUGAGGUUCAGACUUGUUAGUGUUGUCCUGGUGUGCCUGCCUGAUUAUCUGCUUCGAACUAAAACACGGAGUGUCUAAACUUGUCAUUUGGUUUGGAAAACGCUUAUCAGUGGAGAGUUGGUACUCGCCUGAUGAAAGGCUUCUCUCAGACAAAGACAUGGUAUGCUGUAAUAAAGAGGGUGAAUCAAGGACAAAGCAUUCAUUAAAAUAUCUGCUGCCCUGCAAACACCGUAUGUGAAUCACAGCUUGGAAAGCAACAAGGCUAUUUACUUCAUGUGUACCUAAAAGGAACAUUGAUGUUCCUGCUGCUUGUUUUUUUUUUCCAUUUACUUGAAUAGUUUUACAAUUUAGGAUUCCUGUAUGUUUUCCUGUUUCCUGUCCUGAUCACACCUUUUCUUUUCUUUUCUUUUACUCCUCUCCCCCCAGGGCCAAGCACCUGAAGGGUGAAAUGUUAGAGUCUUCCUCACCCUUGAAGUGGGUGGUUUUAUUUUACAAAGUAGAGAGGAGGGCGUGGAGGAGCUGCUGAUUGUAGGGUAGGGUAGAGGAGCCAUUGAGGGUUAGACUGAAUUGUUUGGAUGUUGAACUCACCUCUGAUUCCAGUAGGUUUUUCUGUUUGUUUGUUUGUGUUUUCAAGGAGAAUGAUGGGGGAGCUGGUGGCUUCAAGAUCGAUUGGUUAUUCUCAUACAACCCCCUAGUUGUUGAAAGCCCCAGUAUUGUGAAUAGCAGCAAUAAUUUCAUUGCAGUUUUUCAGUGGCCAGUGCUGAUACCAAUAACGAGGGAGCAGGUUGGCUGAUGGCUGAUAUACAAUAGAAUGCCGAUAUCACGUUGUUUUUGUAAAUAUAAUAAUGAGUAAUAAACAAUAUUGCUGAAUUCAGGUGAAUCUUUAUUAAAUAAAUAUAGUUAUACAGUUAAGUGUUAGGCUGAGUAAAAUCGUCACAAGGGAAUUUUGAAAUUAAGGUAAAUAUUAAUGAUAUUGUUAAACUGCAGUCCCCUAUGCAUCAUAGUCAUCAGAAUUUAUAUCAAACACUGUCCAGUUCAGGAUUUGAUAUACUAUCAAGUGCAUUUUCAUUUGGGAAGAUAAUGGUGAUAUCGGUCUUGUGAGGGCCAAUGUCAGUGUGACUUUGAUGACUUUAAAAUGCCAAUUAAUGGCCAAAUUAAUCAACCAAUUGAUUCAAUCUAUCCUUACAUCACAGUAUUGCAUUUGUAUAAAAUUAUGUUAGAUCUUUGUUGUAUUUCAGAAGACAUAUUGAAUAUAAAGUCUCUGCUGUUGUUUACAUGGUUGCCAUUUGAACAGUGUGUGAUCCACUUAAAACCCAUAAUAAUUGUUUAAAGUUUCACAUCAACACUUUAACUUUAAAAUUGUACAAAGAAUCUAAAUAAUUGUAAAUCGAUUGAUUACUGACUUUGUUGUCAACGGUGUGUUUUGCAUCACAGCAGCUCCAUUCAAGACAUAGAAAGUACAAAUAAAGAAAGAUACACCCAUCAGAAACAACAUUUCAGCUCCAAGCAGCAGGUCCAGAGGCCCUCAAUGUACUUUUGAUCCGAGAUUCAGCUCCAUUCUUCUUUACCGAUCUUUGUAACACAUUUGUGCAUAUAUUUUUUUUUAUUUUUAUUUUUUUUUCAAAAUGAUGAAGUGCAGACAUUUCUCUUACCCUCUAUACUCACAGUAUCAUCAGGGGGCGGACAUGUGAAUGUAAAUGACAUUUGAAAUGGUUUGUGUUAACAUACAACCAACGGCACUAUUUCUAGCUUGUGUGCAUCAUCAAGACAGAACUCAUUAUGAUAGUUAUAUUUCUGUCUCCAACAUACCUGCAAUUGCAUGCAAUUUGAACUCCGGGCAGUUUGCCUCCAGCCUCCUUCCUAUAUUAUUCAAAAAUAGUGCACCAAUUUGGUAAAGAAUUACUGAUAUAUUCUACCAGCAGGCACAUGUGAUGAAAAGCUCAAAAGACGUCAUGUCAGAUAAUUCAAAAAUAAAUACUUUCGAAACACCAAUACUGGAGCAGGACGGGAAAUGUACUGCUUUUAUGAAAAUGACUAAUAUCCUUGACUUUAUUUUGUAUCAUCCUCCCCCUGAGGAAUCUUUUUAUAGAUGAUGAAGAGUCUUUGAGGCCCCUGUGCACUUACUGAAUAUAAUUGGACUUAUAACUUCCUACAGCAAGUUUAGGCUUUAAAUUAGAAGGGCAGAUGGGGGUUUAAAGGCUUUAGAAACAGACUCUUACUCUCUCUUUCCUUUUCAAAGUUUGAGUUUGUUUGCUGUUUAAUAUUUAAUUUGGUAUCGAUUGAAUGUUUAUUGAGUACACUCGGUCAGAAUACAAGGCUGUUUGAAUUUCACUUGAUAAUAAUCUGUAAGAAUGAAUUACUGGACCGUCUGUUGUUUGGUUUGAAAAGAUGUUUUUUUUUUCUUGGUCCACAAUGAAGCAAAGAUUGCUGUACAUAAAUAAAAUAACUGUCACUGUAACCACUUUUGUUUUUCAGACACUUUUCCAUUCAAGUACUGUGUUGUGUCUCAUAGCAUGGAGGCUCAAGAGGUUAUUCAUGACUUCUUUACAGAACAUAAUCACCUUGUUGACCUUUAUGCUGUUGUACAAUACUGCCUUCCACUUUAUUUUGACUUGAAUAAAGACAGCUUUAUUCUACCUGCCCUUUCAAUGAAUAUAUAGAUGGCAUUGGCUGACUUGCAGCAGACUCUCAACAAUAAUGAAAGAGAGACUUUUCCUUUCAAGGAUGCUGAAACUGCAAGUGGUGAUGGAUUAGUUUGGUGACCUAUGUCCCUCGUGGGUUUACCAUAAAGACAUAUGUUCCCAAGUUGACAGAGAUCCUAUACAUAGAGUACAUUAAGUGCACUAUCCGAAAGAGAACAUUUUCUGUCAUGCAGUAGCAUAAUAGUCAAAGCAUUUGCCCAAGAGGAUUCACGUCUGUGCAGUUGACAACAGUGAUAUGUACAGGAUGAUAGUUUGUGUCAUAAGCGCAUGCUUACAAGUUGAAUAAAUCUAAUUAAAGACAGUAUUAUACUCUGUGAAUGUACUUUUUAAAAGUGUGUACUGGCAGACCAUGUUCAAAACUGCUUGUCUAUAACUUAUCUUUUUCUGUAUAUGCCUGAGGAUUAGGGCUGUCACUAUUUUUUAAAUCGACAGUUGAAGAGGGACCAGGAAAUGUAGGGAAGAGAGGGUGGACAUGCAGCAAAGGGUGGAGGACUGGAGUCGAUGCAGCAACCAUUUCAACAAGGACUCUAUACAUGGGGUGCUAAAAACUGCUAGGCUAUCAGCGUCUCAGGGCUUCACUUUUUACUUAAAGUCCAAACCGUCAUUUGAACUGUGCGUAAAAGUUUUUUAUUCAAACUGUAAUGAGUUGUUUGAAUCAUAAUAAUACAGUUUGGCAGCAUGUCAGGUAACCUGAAGUAGAUUGUGUAUGAUCCAGUAAAGAGCGCUCUCAGUCUGACCUCGCCAAUCCACGCACUCUUGACCUCAGUAAACUAAUACAGUAAUGUUAUCCUUAAAAAAAUGGAGGUCAUGGUCGCUGAACCACACAAACUUUUGCACGUCUUUUUUCAUAUUUGUAAGAAGUUAAUUUUUUGAAAAUCUAUUUCCUGCCUCUUUUUUUAUUGUCUAAUAUUACACCCACUGUGACUCUUUUCAACAGAAACCAAAGCCCCUUGUGGUCCGUCUGUCCCCAACAUACCUGUGGAAGUAACAAACUAAAUACAACUUCAUACAAUGUUGUCGUCUUCCUGAUUGUAUUGCGAGUUAAACACAAACAUCAGUAUUAAUAUCAGCCUGUUCAUGAUGAGUUUACAACUCCUCCUCGUAGGUGAGAAUAGCAAGACGUGUGAUGCUGCCAAACUCAUGAGAGAUACCGACAUGUUGGAGAUCACUGAACCCAUCAGGGGGUCAGGAAAAAAAACAAACAUCAGUUGAUCUCAUGGCUCUGUGGACAGUAGUAGCUGGUAUCUUAGGUCAAAGAUUCCCACUGAGCUCUCUAUUCUUUGUUUGUGUUAAUUAUAACCAGUUCUGCAUGUUUUUCUAAAAUAAUGUAAAUCACACUGUAUUUGUUCACAUAGGCGUUGAACAUGUAUUCACUGUUGGAAGUCCACUCUCAGACAGGAUCAGCAAAAGUUUAUUUAAGGUUGGAUGUUGUGGUGGCUGCAGAGUAGGAGGUAGCGUGACGGUCUGUGUUUUUAGGAUUAGCGUCUGGCUCCAUGGGAGCAGCAGGCAGCCAUGAGGUCAUCUCAGCGGUGUUAUCCGCCUGUGUUCCCAUGCUAGACCGGUGACGGCCCCCGUGGAGUGGAGAGCUGACUCUGUGGGAGAGCACCCACGAUGCACAAGAGUUCACGUGCCUCUUUGUUGGGGCCUGUUUUGCUGAGGGUCUUAGUACAGUUUGCUCGCUGUUUGUGUCCUGAGAUGAAUUGCAUGUAUUUUGGGUUUAUGAUGAAGAGAUUAUCAGUGUUAGGGGAGGUUUGCAUAUGGGAUGGGGGUGAGAUUAUUGACUGGCUAUGGGUGGUCUGCAGCUGACACCCAUACAUGCCUGCUGGGCAACAGGAGCACAAAGAUUCUGCUGAUGGGGACAAACUGCUGUGAAAUGGCUCAGACUAAGCCUCAUCAUGCUGUGCUCGGUGUGGGCUUUUUAUAUUUCUGUCUCUUAGCAGAUUAGACAGGUGUCUCUGCUUUAUCAGAAACAUGUGGUUUGUCAGCUAGUUUCUGUCGCUGUUUCAUUGAAAGAAACGUGAGUAUGAAGUAUGAAAAUGAUUGGGACAGCUCUUGAUUUUGUUCUCAGUUUAAGCAAAGUUCAAAGGUUACUAUGGGUCAACUGGACCAAUCAUGUUUGACAUUUCUUAGGCUCUUCCCACUUUGAGACAUUACAUCAACACUCUAUUGAAAGAUUAUCACACUCAUGAUGAGCUGCUGAAUGCUGGAUUAAGUGAGUCACUUGUUUUUAAACUUUUAAGGAACCAUCAGCUUUAACAACACUAUACACUCUCACUCUGUCAGCCGACAUUAAGUCACUCACUCCAGGCAGGAAGAAAAAAAGACUAUUUUUCCUUCGACAGUUUACUCCGUAUCUCUGACAGUGACAGCCUAAUUUGUCUGCUAAGUGUAUGUGUGAGAAUAUUUUUAGCAGACAAGACUGUGUGAAGUGAAUAUUAGAGCAAACUGCUACAUCUGAAGUUUCGCUGGCUUUAAUGGAUUCUGGUAGGGCUGAAUGAUAUUGGAAAAAACUAACAUUGCAAUUUUGCAAAAAUACAGGAAUUUUCACCAGGUGACCUGAAUAGCACUUUACGCAAUGCUGCACUGCUGAAAUCUUGAGGACAGUUAACCUGCACUGAUCUCACCUCUUUUUCUGAAUGUUAGUAAAGUGGCUUCUGUCUGUCUUAGAGAUAUUUUAGCUUGCUUUUAUUGUUAUCUCUCAUUGUGGCAACAGAUGAAAGGCACUGCAGACACAGAACACGUGUUUUGGUCGACUUCAUCCUUCUUUUAACCGAAAUAAUUCCAGAUAACUGACUGUUGCUUCUUUUUUUGGCAACAAGUCUUCAUUUUCGGUGGUUUUCUCUUGUUUGUUGCUCAUUUUGUGUUCAUUUUUGAUGUUACCGGUGUUGUGCCGAGGAGCAGAUGUCCGCUGAGAACUGCAUGCACCCUGCGAGAAUGCGCACAGCUUAUAUUAGAGUGGUCCACAGAAACAUACAAUUUAUAACCCAUACAAUUCAUAUUUGUGGGGCUAAACAGUGAUGAGUAAUGUUCCGAAAGUAAUUCUCGCCAGCGACUCACUCCAUGUGCAGGGGCGUGGUUUUUUUCCUCUCCAAUUUUGAUUGACGGCUGGUGGGGUAGUCUGCUUGGCAUCUGAGUAAAGAAAGAAUGUGAUUGGUGGAUCGCAGCACAGAGUCACAUGCACUGUAUCUCAUCUCAUCGAUAUAUCGUACAGCCCUAGAUUCUUUGUUUUAUUCUAAUUUAUGUGCAUUGUCUUGUAUUGUGUUAAUGUUGCCUUGUAUCUAGUGGAUGUACAUUUUACUUUUCACCGACUGGUAAUGACUGAAAGGUUUUAUGGAGCUUGUUACAGUAGAUUUUAUGUCAACUAUCACACUCUUUUUAUUACCUGUGAAGCUGUCAUGCGCUGCAGCUAGUUCAGCUGUCAUGGUGUCUUCAACUCUAAAUGUGAGAUAGUAGCAGCUUAGCUGUGCCUGAGGCGAAACUCAACAAAUGACAGGAAAACUCAGUGUGAGACCGUUUAUGUUACUCACUAUAUUUAUGUGUGCUAGUUUGUUUCUUCUCAGAUUCUCAGAGUCUCUUGAGAUUUGCAGGAGCAAGACUGUAAGAGUAUAGAUUAUUGAUCAAAAGAUGUGAAACAGAAAUACUAUGAGGCCAUGAUGAGAUCAUAUUAAAUGACAAAGUCCCACAAAAAACUAGAUUAGAGUAAAUGUGGUAUCAGGGGACGCUCUGCUCUGGUACUACACAACUUAGACCUCGUAAAAGAAAAGGCGGAGAGAUUGACUCAACAAAGAGGCAAGUUACUACCUGCUCUGUGUGGACCUGCUCUUUAUUCUACACCUCAGGAGUCACGUGCGGUCUUCAGGUCUUGGAUUACCUUCCUGGAUUCUCUUCGGGAGCUCAAGUGUCAUUUUUUUUAAAGGUGUAUUACAAACUCUAUUCCCUUAAAAUGGUUUUUACUGCUGAUUGAAGGUCUUUCACUUUAGGGGUGAGACAAAUGUUAUUGUCAAGAUGUGUCGAGUGUGUUGUUAGAAGUCGUUGGCUAAGUUGUACUUCAGCACUGAGCAAACAUUGUUUAACACAGUCAUCAAACAAUAAAAUGAAGCUCUGAGGAUAUCAUUGUUCUUACACAGCCAAGCACAUCUGACCAUCCCUGCAGUUACAUUCCUCGCCCUGCCUCUGUGUGAUUACUCGUAGUUGCUGGCCAAACAAGCAUCAUCAUAGCUAUUUGUGCCCAAGUACCAGCAUGCCUCAGAGUUCGUCAUUUAACCAAAUACGGGCAUGUUGGACGUAAAGCUCCUGUGGUUUUUCCCUCAUCAUUUUCUCUAGGUGAGAUUGAAACAAUAGCUUUCAUUCUUCACAUUUCUCCCUUCAGCCACAGCACAUUAAUGUACCCUGGUCACAUGAAUAAACAUGGGGGGUAGAUGGUAAUAUUUCAGCCUUUGCCUCUGUUUUCCCAUCUCCCACGUAGUGCUGAUGGUGUUUUUGCUGCUAUAGUCUCUCUUUAUAGACACCACUACCUUGUUAAUUCACAUCAGUGUUUCUGCCUUCGUGACCUUAAUAGUUCAUUAUUGAAAAUCAUUUCAUAGCCCCACAGCUCUGUCUGCUUUGUGUUUUUGUCUUUUAUCUCCACAUCACAUCCACCAGCUGGAAUAAUAUCUCUCAUUCCUCUAAAGCACAUUUCCCUCCGUGUUUUUAAUUCCCCUGCCUCAGGACAUUGUUAUUUCAGUGAUGGCCAUUAAAACGUGUCAGCUAGGCUGCUGACGUUUUAACAGGAAACACACGUGCAAAAGCUACAGAGUGCAUUUGUGAUAAGUCCUGGACAUUUUUUUUGCUUAGAAUAAUUUAUUUCUGGCUUCAGGGCAUGUGACAAAGAUUCAGUGAAUCUCUUUAAGACUGUGGACCACAUUCAGUAUACAAGGACAGAAGGAGAGCACUUUCUGCUGUAGUUUCACUCCUUAUUGCUUUUGUUAUUCAGAAUAUGUUUAAAAUCACAUUGCUUUUACUCCUGUCCCUGUGCACUCGGCCUCAUUACAUUCCUUAAAUUAGAGAACAUAUUCAAAUUCAACCGUCUGUAAACAUUUAAAAGCACAUACAAGUAAUAGCUUUCAACUAAAUCAAGGGUUCAAGAACCAGUUCCAGACGAAAACUAGUUCCAGCUAGUUUGAACCCUUGAUAUAAUUUCCUUUUUUGCUCAACUGUUCUGUACUGAUACCCUUCACUCAGCUCUCUGUGCUUUACAAAAUCACAUUAUGUGAUACAGACCGUGUGUAUUCAUGACAACAAAGGAGUGAAGGGGGUAAUAAUGGCGGACAGGAGAUGGGAGCAGUGCAAACUGCUCUCAGGUACAACAUGUAUUGUUGUGUUUACAGUGUCAGCUCUAUAAAUGGAGCUGUAUGACACACCUUCUUGUAAAAUCUUCUUUCUUAAUGAAGCUGGCUUUCUAUAUCAUUCACCUUUUCUUCAUUAAUAGGCAUGAAUCAUGAUAAUGAGUCACCUGUUUGUCCAUGCCCACAAAAGCUGAAGAUGUAGAAGCUUCAUGACAACAGAACUUGUGGUAGAGCUGUUGUACUGGAUUGCAUUACGUUUGUCCAGGUGCUCAAUCCUGUUAUUUUAGCUUACUGAUUCUUUAAAAAACCAGGUUGUAAAAACCUUCAGGAUCCUUUGAAAACGUGGAUUUUCUCUCUUUUGAGAUAAAAAUGAGUCUUUUAAAGCAGCUUGACACAUUUUUUAAUGGGUUUUAAAGGUUAGAAAGCUUAUUGAAGGUAACCGUUUAUCACAAUAUCUACUCGAGGUAAAAGCAGCAGAGUUUAAAAGCCUUAUCUGAAAAACAUUUUCUCUCAUAAACAUCAGGCUCACAAUCCAAGUGCUCCAGUUUGACAUCUCUCUUAUGAAUGGCACAGUUAUUUUUGCGGCUGUGGCGUAAAAACUUUGUUCGAGCCCUCUUGCCUUUAUUGAAUCCGCAGAGUCUUUGCUGUGGUGCUGGCAGGAGCAAAGUUCACAGGGUUUGAGCAGCUGGAUAGCUGAUCCACUGCCCCAGUAGCAAGUGUCAGGAGUAAGAGAAAAUAGAAAGGAAAAGUUCUGCCCUCUGGGUCAUGAGUCAUCUAAAAGGGUUUGUCUCAGCAGUGAGAAGAAUUAGUCUCCCCAAAUUGGGAUCUCUGAGCAGCAAGAAGAAGAAAAUCACUAAUGGAGGUCACCACAAAACUCUCGGUUUACCCACUUCAGCAGAUGGGAUUCAUUGUGGUUUCAACAGGCUCACCUCUAAGUCAAGUAUUAACAAACAGAUUCAUGUUAUCAGCUUUUAUCACUUUUUGAGGGCCAAUGUCUCUGGACUGAUUUCUUCACUGUGCUUUUGAUCAGAUAUAUUUAAUUCUUCAAAAUGUCCGUGUACUUACCAGACUGUUUAUUUUUUUAUGCUUCUAGGCAGUAGUUUAAGGACUGACAUAGCACUAAAACUAAAAGUAUCAACAUGGCCCACACAUUUGGUCAGCCCUUCCUAUGUGUUCCCUUCCUCUUUGUGCCGUCAUUUUUCUCUUUACCACCAGAGGGCGCUUAUAUCAGUCCUCAUGCAUCCAGCCCUCACUCUGCCUUGCAGGACUGGUCCUGUGUUUAGCUUCUCCCUAGAUAUGCAACAAGUACCUGUGUACACACCAGAACCAGAAUGCCUCCAUCCAACAGACACCUGGCCUCAGCCAUCAGUAAAGGCUUGGACUGGACUCUGAAGCAUCGACUUCCCUGUUUUACAGUGACAGACUGACCGCAAUCACACUGUAUCUUGUUGCUCUCUCACCUCUUUUACAUAUUUAUUCACCGCACAUAUUCCCUCUGUUUCUCUCCGCCCUCUCUGUCUCUGCCCCCUGAGGGGUUUCAGUUACACUCUACAUGCCCAGACAGUUGCACCACUGUAUGCACAGGUCUAUGGUCACAGAUUAGAGGUGUGUAUUGGGUGGGUGUCUGUGUGUAUUAGCAGUUGGUGAGUGUAAAACUGCUAGUGCUAACAGAAGUCCCCCGAAAUACCCUGCUGAUUGCUUGAGUGGCAGCAGAAAAGAGGAGUUUGAAUCCAACAAUCAACUGUGGAGAACAUUUUGCUUGAAAAAGACAGAGUCAUGGUCCCCCUCAGUGAAUGUGCUGCAGACCACCACGCACUCACACUUUUAGACAUGACUUGAGAAAACAGUAAGAGGUUUUCUAAAAGCGCUCUCGUCAGAUUUUGUAUAAUAAUAACUGUGAUUAGCGUUGUUUACUCCUGCGUCUCAUGUUAUUCUGUACCCCCUCUACAUAAUCCACGGACUCACACUGUUUCACACAUUUUUGGUGACUUUGUUCCCCCUCAAUGCAACUUUUAGACUCACGUCAUGUCUGGAAGUUUCUUUGGCAUAGUUCUUUUGCUCUGAAGCUUCUCAUUAACACAGAUACAGGUAGAGGUUGGCUGUUAGCUGCCCGGGUAUAUUGCACCAAUGAAUCACUUGUCACUGAGAUAUUCACACUGUGUGCAGCUAUUUUAAUGUCACAAACAGCUAUCACUGAGGAUAGAUGAUAAAAAUAAAAAAAGACUGAUUGGUGUUGAGGUGUUGGGCCUCUAUAUAAACAAGAAGUGAAGACUGUGUUUAGUAGGACUGAAACUGUCAUUUGUCUCAACUACAGCUUGUGCUAUAUUGGUAUGGAAUAGAGAGAUGUUUGAACUUCAUGCAAAUGACUUGUAUGAAAUAACGUCAUCAUAAGUUAACAUAGUCUGAGUAGAUUUUAUUCAGGCAGGAUCAGUCUUGCAUGAAGCUAAAAUUAAAACAUGCAAUCAGUUUGCACAGUUAAGGACAGCUGGAAAAGCACAGUGUGUACUGUUUAGUGGCAUUUUUCAGAUCAGACUUGGUAGAUGUGAAAUAUAAUAUUUGUCAGUAUUUUGAUUUUAUUCAUAUGAUGGCCUGAAGAUAAAAAGGUUGUAUUUUUGUUAUCCCAGAAUGAGUCUUUUAUAUCCAAUAAGAGCAGAACUCCUUCCAAACCACCUUCUGCACAACCAUCUCUUUACGGUCGUGCUGAAUAGACUAUCAGAAAUGGCCCCGGAUGGAGGAUCAUACUGAUCAUGUGUCACUGGAGUGUCUUGUCCUUAAAGGCCACCAGGAGGGAUGAGUCUCACCCCAGAAUCUAACUCCUAGAUAUCGCUUAAUAUUUUAAAGUUUACACAGUGAACCUUUAUAGUAUACUAUUCUGUUCAAGCAGUGAAAUGUGAUUUACUGUGGUUUGCUGUGCUGUACGUUAUAAUGAAAAACAAAAAUAGAUUAUUUUAAUCAUCUGUAAAAAAAAAAAAAAAAAAAAAAACCUCUGCUACGAUUUAGUCUGUCAAAUACUUGAACUUCUAAUUUCAGUGUGCGUCGUUAUACAUACUAAUUAGUGUUUCUAUGAUACACUUAGGGGGGGCUUUCACUUUCACUCACAAUUAAUAGCCAAGCAACACUUUAGCUGACCAUAACCUUUAACUUGUUUGAUGUAGUUAAACAGAUAUAGAAGUUAAACAUGACUUAAAGCUGUAAAAGAAAAGGAGUUCAGAGUCAAACCUUUCUGCACAUUUAAAUCUGAUUCACUCGAAACGAUCUCAUUAAGGUCCAGCCUUAUUGGUAGCUUAUUAGUUUGUUGGUAGACUUUUAUUGCCCUUAUCCCACUUUGUUGAUACACUUGACUCUCCCUCUCCUGGAAUAACACCAACCCUUAUGAGAAUGUUAGUCUAUUUGACACAGAGGCCACAGAGGAUUGGUGUAGGUAUUUUUAACUGGUCUAAUACUUAUACUCGUAUGGAAAAAAAAAAAAAAAAAAUCCAACAUUUUAAGUGAAAUAUGAUAUCUAAUUGACUUGUAAAAAACAAAUAAACUGACAAACUAAAACUUCUGUAUACGUCCACUUUACUCUUCAUGUUGCACCAUCAUCACCUCUACCUUGUAAAACUGAGGACAUACCCAUUAAACACAGCUGUACUUCUGUUCAGAGCUAAUUGGAAAUGUGGUGGUCAUGGUAAUCGUUAUACGCGCUAUCACCUACAAAAUGUCAAAGGUUUUAAUUUAUGUGACUGUCUGCUCGCAGACGUCGCCUAUGAUCGUGAUCGUCCACUCAGUUAUAAUCUUAUGAAACCCCAUCAGUGACUGGAGCUUGGCUGUCUGACACGACUAUCACUUAACAUGUUGGUGUAUAGUUUUAUGUCUAUGUGUUGGCAUCGGUCUGUGAUCGGAUGACCUCGCUGAUAUUUUCUGCUGAUGAUUUCAUCCGUGAGGACAUUAGACGCAUUAACGACCCAUUAGUCUGGCCAGGAGCUGUGACGGGCAGGAAACUGUGGAGUUGGAAUGAGUUACAGCCUCUUGACAGCCGUAGCAAACCUGAACUGACUAUGACAAGUCUUUGGCUGAAGAAUUAUCAGACCCAGAAUAAUCUGUGUGGACAGGUAGAGGCCUGACCCGACUCAUCCAGUGUCAGGCGGUGUUUUGUCCUCAAGGACACUGUGUUAAAAUAGACAUUUGAGGUAAUGUGUUUGUUGCAGACAGGCUUAGUAAGAGUUGAACAUUAUCACAGUGUUCUGUACUGUAUGUUCAAUACCAUCAUUGUGGAGGAUGCAAUUUAAUAUCAAGAGCAUGUCUGUUCAAGGUUCUUCUUCCCUCUAUACCUCCUGCUACUAUGAUUCAGGCACACAUUGAGCCUUUACUACAAAUAUCUAUAACAUUUUGUAUUGAAUAAAUUUUUUUUCUUUUGUAGCCACAGCAGAGUAAAAAAAAAGGAAAUAUCUUAUUUGUAAGUAUGAUGGUUGUGGAAUCAGCGUGCCAUGAACUUUGGUCCAGAUAUGGUUGUAGCCCUGAAACUAAGUGCUGGAUGAUAAAAUUAUCUGGAUACUUCUCUCAAAACCACAACAUGUCAUCUUUUAGAUGGAUUAGGGUGUACUGGUCUGGGCGCAUACUUUACUCCUUUGAAAUUGAUUAGAAACUUGGAAAUUAUGAAAGUUUUUAUGCAGCAACAGAAUCCUCUCCAUCCAAAAAUCAAUUCCCUCAGUUUCAGUUGUGCUCAGAGGCUGAAAUGUUGUCCAAGUAAUGGCAGUAAACAUGCUGUAGUUUCCUAAGUGAUGGUUCUGAGUGCUGACCUCUUUGGGAAUCUGGAUUUUCCACUUAUUAAUUUCCAUCAAAGUACACACCAAGUGAAUUUUUACAGUACUGAAAUGUGUUAUUAUUUGCUCCGUGCAUAAUGUAAUAUUUGUAUCAGGUCACUGAUAAAUUCAAAAUACCAGGAUAUUAAACUGGAUAUAUUAUCCACUGUAUGUAAAGCUUAACUCUGUUUUGAUUAAAAGUUGUUGACUGCAGUGAUUUAAGUUGAACUUCACCCACAUUCAGGAGCUUGAUGUUGUUGUAAGUAGUUGCCAGUGUUUCUGCAGGGCCAUCUUCCAGUGUAUGAAAUUCAAGAUGGGAGAUACCUUGACUUCACAUUGACGUCAUGAUAUGAAACUAGAUAUCGUCAUGUGUCCUCGUCGUUAACUCUCCUGCUCGUAAAAGCUGCGGUGCAGGUUGUGAUUGAGUCAACACUGUUUGAUUUUCAAAUAGCCGACUUGGUACAUCUCAUAACAACCAAGAUUGUGCUGCAACUUUAAGCUGGUCUUAAAUAAACAAUGAAACUGCUUUGUUUUGUAGAGUUCCCCUUGUAGGUGACUUUCAGUGGCUCGUUAACAGCCCUAUCAUUAACUAGUACAUUAACAGAUUCCCUAACAAAUACACACACACCAGCACUCUCCUGUGAGAUAUUUAAGUGACCUAUGUACAGUAUGCUGCAUGGCUAGGUGCCAUUUUGGCGCCUUUGUUUCUAUGCUAGGCUGAGCAGCUUUCGUAAGUUGACACCUACUUCUUCAUAUGACAUGUCAUGUGGACGAGGUCUUUUUGCAUGUUUGUGGAUAUCAGUGCCGCUCUGUUAAUGCCAGCCUGGCAGCAGGCAGUAACACGAGGACACAGGGAGCUGAUGAUGGCGUGUGUAGACGAAACAGGUCCUUGGAUUGCUCUCUUUUUUUUUUUUCUUUGAUACUUUACACAGUAAAAGGGAAAGUUGUGCAGUGUUUACAGUGUGAAUGUAGUAUUUGGUGGGGGUCGCAGUCCCAGACAGCUGGUUGUAAAAAGGCUGACAUCUAACCUUGCUACCUCACUGCUCGGAUCAGGAGGCUUUGGAGCCACACCACCCUCUUUAGAUGGAUGGUUUUACAGCAGCUCUUAACACAGCAGUGUCCUAUGAGGGUCAGAGCCAAGACCACUUCAAAUGUGCAAAGCAUAAUCCCCUCCUGACAUUAAUAUUUUCAGUUGGGAGCAAGCAGGGAGCACGGUGGGGGGUGGCAAUGUAAGCAAGGUCUUUUUGGCUGGCCUUGUUUCAUGCUGGCAGUGGUGAUAGACACUAAAGCCAUUACUCAUGGUGCAGGCAUGUCCAGAAUGUAUUCUUAGCCCCUGUCUUCCUAUCAGUCACUACAGAAAGGUUGGAGGGUCAAAAAAUAAAGAGGUAACCAGUCUGCAGGGCUGUCUGCACCACCGCUGUUUACCGGGGAGGGGGUGAUAUUUUAAACCUGGGAGAGCUCACAUAUUUACCCCUCUCAGCUUGACUGACUUGCCAUUUGGUGGGGUGAAGAUACUGGAGACCACUCAUAAAGGAGAGAAGAGGCAAAGGGAGACGCUUCUUAGUUACUGCUUGAUUUGCAAGAAGCUCGCUGCUUUUACAGUCCAGAGAGGAGGAGGAAGAAUAUCACAAAAGAAGAUUAAGUUCAAAAAGACGACGAGGAUAGAAGCGAGAUCAGAGGGGAAGACACUUGGGGGAGGCGAAAGGGAGCCAGGCUGAGCUGACUUUUCCUCCAGAGGAGGAGUUGCAGUUGCCGGCCAGGGCAGGUCCCAGGGCUGGCAGGGCUGGCCCAACUGCUUCUCCACCUCCAUUCCUUCCUCCUCUUACUCCUCCUUCCUCUCCCUUUUACCAUCAACCAAGCUGCUGUGCAGUGAUGAACUUCCAGGCAGAGCCCAUGAGCAACUUAGGAAUGCUUAGAAAAUCCUGCCAAAUGAACUUUUCUGCCUCAAGGGGAAGGAAACUCCAGAGGUUGAUCCUUCAUUAGGAGGACCUCCAGUGCAGCUUAGACUGUCACCCCCUUUGUUUCCCUCUUGUGUUACACUCACUGGUUGAGUGCACCAAGACACAGAGGAGACUUUUUUUAUAUAAACUUUUUUUCGUUUUUCUUUUUUUGCUUUGUAAACUGAAAUCCUGGCAACCUUUUCAGUAGCACGGUGCAAGGACCAGCUGCACUCACCCAGGAUGAGCCGCUGGCUGAAAUGCACUUCCAUGCACUUUGUAGGUAUUCUUCGUCAUUCUGGCAUUUAUCAACAGCUUUCUAAUGGCUACUGAUUCUUCUGUUCUUCUAUUUAUGUCCUCAGAAUGAAUUUUCUUCAAGGAUUUUUUUAUAUGUUAAGGAAAUUGUUUAUGAGCCACCUAAAGUGACCAAUUAUCAUCACUUUAGUGCGUCCCUAUGGGCUCAGUAAUUACCUUACAUUGUACAUGUUGUGAAAUUGAUGUAUGUAUGGUGUUAUUAUCUUUGCAUUAUUUGACGGAAGUCUAAAGUUUAUACUGAUGUGCGUAUAAAUGCUUCAGAUAAAAUCGAAGAUAAAGUCCUGAUUUAUGUUCAUGAUCUUUGUUCAGUAUGACUGGAAAAAAAUGUUCUUUCUUGAGGCUUUGAGCAUUCUUUCUUCCCAUACUUGGUAGCCAUCACUCAAGGGGGUUCAAGUGAAACUGCAGGGUAGCUCACUCUUGGCACAUUCUGCACUAAGUGAAGCCUGUUAUUGAAUUCCAAAAGAAGAGAACAUAAAUUGUCAUUAUUUUCAUUGUAUUUGUGCCAUAAAUGGUGUUUCAUGUGCAUGUGGCAUUAAUCAGUGAGGCCGAAAAGGUCAAAUGAAUUAAGAUCAUAACAAAUCACUGUGUUCUAUAACUGCUCAGCUGAACUGUUUGGUUUGAGAAGUAUUGCCAUGAACGCAUCUUAUGUCUAAUAUUUAACUUUCAUUAUUGCCAGAACACAGACUGGAACAAAUAUGAUGACCGGCUGAUGAAGGCAGUGGAACGAAGCGAGGUGGACAAAGUGGCUGCUGUCCUCAGUAAGAAGGGCAUCAUCCCCACCAAGCUUGACGUGGAAGGACGCUCUGCGUGAGUAAACUAAGACGCGUAUGCAUCCAUGUUCAGUAUGCUGAUAAAAAUAUUUAAAGAGUGAUGACACACCUUCAACAAACAGAUAUCAAACUGAACACGCACUACUACUGUACUAUAUUUACACUAUACUAGGGAGGUCCUGAAGUGACUGAUUAUGUAGUUGUUUUAUAAAGAGUCAAAAUACCAAUUAACUUUGUUCCUCUACUGGUUACACAUUAUUCCAGUUAGUUAUAUGCUAGUUUAACCUGAAACAGCCCAUAUUCUGUUUUAUUUUCACUGUCUAGAUCUAAAUACAACUAAUCAGCACCAUGCUACGAGAGACUUUCUGUCAUGUGAUAUUGUUUACAUCCAGGUAGUCGAGCAGAAGAGUAGAGUAUUAUGGCAGAAGCCAUUACCAAGCCCCAGACUGUCACUGUGGUAGACUCAUUAUAUGAGCCUACUGGGUCUGUGACAGUGCAGAUAUUAAUUAUUCACAGACUGACCAGUGAUUCUGGUGCCAGACAGUGAGGGUGAUGAUGAACUAAAAGUCCACAUCCCUAUGAUUACCAUCGGUAAUACUUCACGUAUCUGUUUGUGCGCUCAGGCUAUCUUUAUGUAUUUACACAAAACUAAUAAAGUUGAAGAAUUUCAGAUCUCAAAUACCAAACAUUUCUCCUCCAGAAUUAUAGAUGAUUACAGAUAAACAGCCUUUCUUUUUAAGACGUCAGUGUCUCCCUGCACGACCUUUCAAAAAAAAAAAAAAAACACACACGCAACUCUUCCCCAAAUUUCCCAUAGAAAGGUACAGCAGUGUAUUAUGUCUACAUUUAUCUAUGCUGAAAAUUUCCCCUCCAGUGUCCACUGGGAGGUCAGUGUGGGAGUUGGUAUAAAGAAUGUUUGUGGCGAGUGGAGGCUGGACCACAUCGGCCGGAGUCUGUUUACUUAGUCCUGACAGGAAAUGACUCCCUGCAAAUCAGAUCAGAUCCACUGUUGUGCUUGCAACACCAGCUAAUACAUGGGGGCCCAGCUGCAGGCUAUUAUCAGUAUCAGUUAACAUCUUAAAGGACCAUUGUUUAUGUGGUAGGAUUUCUCCUUAGGUUAUCACCUUAGGUUUUUGUCUGCAAAGGGUUAGUUGGACGCUCUCUAUUAGGUUUUAGUGAAAGAGGAGGGUUAACAGAGGGAUAAAGUUGUGAGAAAUGGAAGGUGUAGGGGGAAAGUAGGUCAACUGCACUGAAAUGUGUCAGAGGAAUUUUCACAUGUUGCAUCGUAACCAGCCAGGACAGCGGAUAUAUUUCAGGUAUCUCAUACAGACCCAUGCUUUGUUCCUAUUAAUGAUCAUGUCCUGGCCUUAAAAAGAAAUCUAUAGAGCUGCUUUAAAAAAGCAGGUACUUUGUUUUCAUCCAAAACGAAAUCAGAUUCCAACUGCAGCAUUUUGGGAGGCCAGGCGCCCUCACUUUAAUCCCUCUUAUCUGAAUAAGUCACUGUCAAAAUAAGCCUAAAGUGCAGGCCACCGACCAAAGGCUUUGUUAGACCAUAUAACUUUGGAGCACCAGAUCCCAGAAGCAGAUUUGCUGAGUAUUUUCAGCAGAGUGUGAAAUUCUUUGGUGGCACCAUUGCAAAGAGCAAUGGUUGCAUACAUGCAUGCAUGUAAGUAAACAGAAUUAAACACACAACCUGACAAAUGCCUGGUCUCAUAAUAAGGUGCUAGAAUUUGUCAGGACUAAAUCAAGGACAAUGGCUGCCAAUGUAGCUCUGACAGACUGUUUAAGGAGGCUGUUGUGCAGCGACACAGUCAGCACAGUUACUGCUUAAUGAGACACUGCAGCGCUGCCUGCAACUAGUUAACCAUAAAAUCAACACUUUAACUGAACAUUUAUAGACAGAGGUCAGGCGUAUUUCAACUGUAGCCAAAACGAAAGUGAACCACAAUCACAACUCAGCAAGUCUGCUUAUAGUUCAGUGGGCCACACACACAGACCAGCGCGUGUCUUCAGCUCUUUGACCAACAAAGGAAUGCUGCAUGGCGAUCCCUUGUAAUCAUGGACCUCUGUGGGGAAACUAAUUACAAACUGCAACACCCUCAUAUAUAAUUUGCUGUAUCCUGGAUUAGCCUCACUGUGUUCAGCUAAUGAAUUCAGCUGUAACCAUUCCAUCAUGGCUUCCAGCUGAGUAAACGGUUUACAUCUCUGUCAUGGCAUUAGCGUGACCCCGGUGAGGUAGGCCCACCCGUCACACCUGCUCACUCGGUGCUGCUGCGAUAGCUCGCUGACGAGGGCUUAGCGGCCCAAGUCUUCUGUAUGACGGCACAUCACUCGAGACAAUUGCUCAGUCUGGCCUACAUCGCAAAACUGGCACUGGCUGCUACUCACACAUUGUUUGUCAGGAUUAGCAGUAAUGAAUUUUCAGCUCAAGUGUCUUUCAACAAUAACAAUAGCAAGCUGAAUUUUACCCCUGCAUAAUAUGGAGCCAGAUCUUAUUACUUAUAGAGAAAAGACUGGAGAAAGACUCAUUUUGCUUUUGUAUUUAAGGAACAAUAAGGUCAUCUUCUAAUACCCAUUAUCCAGGUACUGAUUUUAGGGCCGAGUCUUUAGAAUCAGCCAGUGCUGGGUGUCCAACAGUUUUAGAAAAUUACAGGUACAUGUUAUGGUUGUAGAAAGUUGCACCUUUGGAGACACAAAAUAUUGUACAUGGUUUAGCUACUAGCACAUACUCUGUGGUUUACUCUUCCCUGUCCGCCCUCUAUAUAUAGCAGCCCAUCCUGCAGGCUGUCAACCUAAAAGUCGCCCAAGGAGCAGGUGUGAAGAUGAAAUAUCAGAGCUGAAUCCUGUCUCAAAGCCAGACUCUUUAGUCUGCAAAACAUCAUCUCUGAUCCUACAGAGAUCCUUGAUGAGAAAGAGAUGUGAAGUGCUCAUCAUCACAGCUGCACCAAAUCUUGGUGUUCGGCUUUUGUCAGGUGUUUUUUUGUCUCUCAUUUUUUGUGAGCAGGUAUAUAGAGAGUAUGUCAUUGGAAACAAGCAUAUUUAAAUAAAAUCUCUCUUUAUUUCUUGCAAAGACCAGAAUGUUGUUGCAAAUGUGCAGUUUCCAGCCUGUUAGUGAGUCUUAAGUCCUAAAAGUUGAUACAAAUUUACGACCCCAGUUCAAGUUUGUCAUUGUAUAGUUCUGACUCUGCUCAGACGCAUUCCUUCAGUCACUCUCCGGAGAGUUCUUUGGCUCAUGAACUUGUGGAGUCACAUCACUUCUGUCCCCUUCACUCUGAAAGCUCUGCUUCCUGUCUGCUAUUUGCCCCCGGAGGUCAGGACCCUCCUCCGCUCUCCCGAGAAGCAGCAUCUCCUGGCCAUCAACACGGCUUUUAAUACCCACACCAAUGUUGAGGUGACAGCCUCGCUGUCUCCUUGGCAGAUACCUCGGGGUUAGUGUAUAAACGGUUCCAAGCGGCCUGAUGGGUGACAGGAUGAGAUUGGUUUACACACAAGUGCUUUACAGACUUUGACAGCCAGUGGCGGCAGUGCUGCUGUGGGUUAAACCAGAGAAGGGGAGCAGGAAUGUUUCCAGUCAGAAGUGAUGAUUGAAGACUUGUUGGCAAACGUGCAGUGGGAAACUGCUUAAUUGAGUAACAAGGGAAGAUGCAAACUUUGUACAAUCUAACCAUCAACAAGGGAAGUUUGAUGUGCUGUCAAUGGUUAAGUUCUGUUCUUACUUGAAAUGUUUGAUUUAUUUCACAUUCAUGAUGAAGAUUUUAAUAAACUGUUUUGGUGUGUAAAAAUAAACUUUGGAAAAAAAUGAGGUCAUUGAGGAGGCCAGGAAGUUAUACUGUUUAUUAUCAGGAGGGCAUGAGAGUUUGGUCAUAUUAUGAAAGCUGGGAAGUAGGAGCAGACAAAAGAACUGGAAUGAUUGUCACUGUUUGAUGAUAUGAAUACUCAUGAGCUUGAGCUCUCUUACUUUAACACAAUGUUCCCUUUAAAUGAGUCCAGAUCGGAGCCUUUAGGUACAAAAUAAGUUAAAGUAAGAAAAAACAGAUGAGCUGGUGUACUUCUGAAACCUCUGGUGUAGUCAAAAAUACAACAGUAUUAGUGAUAGAUUAUGAAAAUGCUGUCUGUGUUCCCCUUUGUUGCCAUAGAAACAUUACAUGCCCUGAGGUUCCUUAAGUUACACCUUCGCCUCCUCUCUCUUUACACCCUUUCACUUUGGCACCUCUCUCUACUCCACUGAGGGCUGUUGAGGCUUUGCAAUCAUCCUCCAUCUCAUGGCUCAGUCUAGUUUUCUCCCCUAAUGUGUCUCUCUCUCUCUCUCUCUCUCUCUCUGUCUGACUCUCUCUUUGUUUUUCAGGUUUCAUUUAGCUGCAACACGAGGACACCUGGAAUGCCUCAACCUCAUCCUGGGACACAAUGUUGACAUUACUGCGACUGAUGCUACCGGUGAGUUCAGCUCAGGCAGGUGCAGUUUUUCUAAAACUGUUCUCAUUGUUUCAGUCAACGCACGCCUGACAAAUUAUCUCACUGCUUCAAAACACAAACACCUGGCAAUUUCCUAUAAGUGGUGGUCAACGAAUAUAGAAGCACUUCUCUGUAGGGGUUCACAGACAAAAUUUCUAUGUAGACUUUGUAAAUUACUUUUUCCUGCUUGAGAAACAAAGCACACAGUCCACAAUGGUUUCAUAACAGUGUUUGUGAAAAUAAAUUAGCAUCAUUAUCUUGGAAAUGAGGAAAGUUUCAGAGAUCUGUAGCAGAACAUUUGGUUCGGUUGGGGGGUGAUGAGGAUGCGCUGAGCGCAGAGCUGGUGCGAACAGUUGUCUCUCUCUCCUCUUCUUUUCACUUUGCAGACUGUUGCUGAACAGCUGUGGGAUAAUUCUUUCAUGAGUGGCAGAAAAUACUGCUUUAUAAGAUUUGACCUCAUAAAUAUGCAAGGGACAUUAGCUGUUAUACCCCUAGUUUCAUCAACAAGUAGGAUUAUAGGAGCUGCCAUGAAGCCAAAGUACUGCUCAAUCUUUAAUGUUGGUAAAAUUCGCCUCAAAUCUCAUCCAUAAGAGAGUAGAAUCAGCAUAAAAAACUGAUGGAUGAUGAUUUUUAUGAUAUUUAGCAAAUGCAUUUUAGUGAAACUGUAAGAAUAUUGUUUUUCAUGGUAGAAAAACAGCAGAAUUAAGUAGAUGUACUUCCAGUGGUGAAGGUAUUUAUUUCUGGAUAAUAAAGUCUUGCUGAUUGGAGAGACAAAACCAAUCCUGUGUAUGUUCUCCAGGAUGAAUGUUAUUGCUGCGUUGAUUUUUAUCAUAACUCUUCAACAUGCUUUUUUCAGUGUUAAUCAAAACAAAUGUCUAACUGUGAAUUAUUACUGACCUCUGAUUGGCUAGGAUUAAGACUUUGCUGAAACAGUGGUGCACACGUUGACAUCAUUGUAAUUCCUUUUGCAGCACAGUUCAGGUUUUAACAGCAACAAAGCAGUCAUACAGCGUCAUGUAUACUACUUGGGUUUAUUAUAGUCUGACAGUUUUAAUAUUGAAUGCUCCGUGUCAGCAUCAGUAAGCCUUAAUUAUAUACAGCUUCUGGAAAAAAAAAAAAAAAGCAUUUCACGUGAGAACACUCAGCAUGCAAGUUGAGGUUAUGAACAGUAACGUCGUCAGGAGAGAAAGACAUAAGUAGGCCUGUCGCGAUAAUCAAUAAAUCGCCUUAUCGCUCGAUAAAUAAAAACGAGGUCGAUAACUUUGCCAGCCUCGAUAAUUUACGUGCGUUUGUUUUCCUCCCCUCUCGCUACCAAACACGCUGGAUGAGAGAAGAGGUCUCACUCUGCGCAUUGUUCUCGGCACCUGGGGGCGUUGGCUCUAUAGCGGAAUGAACGGAGUUAGUGAACCCUCCUGUCAGUCAUUCAGAGUCUUUGUCACGGGGGGGGGCGCACAGGCACACGUAGGCGCGCACACAGACACAGACUUUUGGAUACAGUGCUGCAAGUGAGCGUCGUGAGUGAAAAGCAAGCAAACAGAAUGAACACGACAGCUUUGGUGUCUAAACCGAACGCAACAGCCCAAGUGUGGGAAUAUUUCUGCUUUAAACCAAAUGAAAGAGGUGAGCCCACAAAUACGGACGAGCCGAUAUGUCAUAUUUGUUCCAAAGUUGUGGUGACAAAGAAGGGGAAUACGACGAACAUGCAUGCGCACCUCAAGCACAAUCAUCCCGUCCAUUUUUCCCAACUGAGCAAAAAAAGUACCGCCGGAGGUGCUGCGGAGCCAUCGUCCCGACAGGUACCGCUUCCUGAAGCGUUUGGUAAGCAAAGCAAAUAUAAACAAAACAGUGCAAAAUGGUUCGCGCUGACAGACAGCGGAAAUUAAAGUUUAUCACUUUUGACACGGUGUACUCGCAUUAUUAUGCCAUAUAUUAUCAUUUUCUAUAAUUUAAAAAACGGUGUCAAUAAUAUCGUUUAUCGGCAAUAAUUUGUAGCACAAUUAUCGUCCAGCAAAAUUUGUUAUCGUGACAGGCCUAGACAUAAGAAUAAAAAAAGUGCAACACCAAAGAUGCUGUGGAGGGAAAUGAGGGGAAACACUCUGCAUGGGGUGGGGCGUUUACCACAAAGCCACAGGUGUGCUGCUAUUCUGUUGGAAACACUGUUCAAGAAAAAUAAAAUUGCACUUGUGGCCUCCUGCUCUGAAAUAGUUUUGUGCAAACUCUGGACUCUUGAAUGCACUGUUUUCAAUUGCUGUAUUUAUCUCUUCAGGUAAAAAUGCCCUCCAUCUGGCUUCCAGAAAUGGACAUUCACUGUGCGUGCAGAAACUCCUGCAGGUAAAGUACAGAUAAGCCUCUCUGUGCUGCUCUCCCACUAUUCAUAGAUGAUUGAAGUUGACUCCUGUGAUAAACUGUGGCAACUUAAAUUUUUCAUAUUGGUUCCUAUUCUGCAGUUCAGGGGUUUUUGUUGUUGUAGCUCAGGCUGGUGUUUUGUAUCCCCACACUGCUGCAUACAUGUUUCACAGAGUAGCCUCCCAGUCACCGGCCAGUCGGAGCAGUUUCCCUUUCAGCUCCUUUAAAUAAUUAUUGGCACACAGCUCUGGCAGCUGAGCCCACUCUGUAUCGGUCAACAGAAGGCCCUGUUGAGUCACCAUGACCUACUGAAGGAUUUAUGUGUUUACAAUGAGGGGACUAUCUCUGCAAUAUUAUGCUCUCACAGUGUUGUAGCCCUCCCCACUGCCCCCAUGGCAUGGCGGUGAUCUCACAGAGGUCACGGCUGUUGGCAAGGAGGGUUAUCAGCAGUGUUGACAAGCCUACUCUCCUGCAAACCUGCCGUCCAUUCUUGGUGCCGUCAUCACACCAGACAUAGCAGCUGGACGCCAACACCCCCCUACCCCACACAUCUUCCAACUCUGUUAUCCCCCUUCCAUCAGGUAUAGGAUAUCCCCCUCCAGGCUCCACCAUCAGCCCCUGCUACUGCUCUUUUUCACCCUCCCCCCCUUGGCUUUGUCACUUGAGCAUGCUGCUAAUUUUUGGCUCUUGUUGCUAGAGAGAGUUGGGUUUUUAUAGUGGAGGGGAGGGCAGAGCUCUCUGGCAAGCUUACCCAGCAACAUCAGGCCCCUGUUAGCAUUGAGUCCUUAAAGCUCAUAGCAGGCCCCCAUCACCACAGCGCUACAGUCACCCAUGUUUAACCACCUGCCUUACCGUGCAGAGAUGUCAAAAACAUAUCAGCAGAGUGCCACUUAGCCCAAUAUGACCUGCCUGCUGGUGCAGCUCAGGUUCCACUCCCAUCCAGUGGAGGUGAAGGCACAGACACAGUUUUUCUAGGAUUAAAAAGUUAUUUAAAAGAUUCACUCAAACCCAUUAAAAAUUUAAGGUGAGACAGACACAGUGUUGUAAGUUAAGUUUUUAUUCCAACUUGGUUGAGACGAUGUGAGUGUUUAGUCAUUGUGAUGUAGACCUUGAUUUUUUUUAGUUCAAGUACUCAACAAUCAAAUCACACCGGCUUCAUUCCCCACUUGGAAAAAUUGGUCGUGUUUGACCUUUAGAGUCAGUUCCAUGGACUGUUUAUGCAGGAGUGUCAACCUCCAGUAGGGGGUGACUCAACAUUAUUAUAUCAGAAGCCUCAUUAUUUACUGGAACCCAAAAAGUUUGUUAAAUCCAUUAAAUUGUUUUGAAGAAUGCCAGUGUGCCUUUUUACUCCACUAUAAAUAAAUAAACUAUAUAAACCAAAUAAAUACAGAUUUGUUUUUCACAACAAACCAUCAUCUUUAUCUCUAUUGUUUUGAUGUUUCUUACAUUUUCCCAAUCGUGUCAACGAGUUCUGCUCAGUGUCAUGCAAGUUAAGAGUGUUUUUGUGUUUUUUUUUUAAAGUCAGCUUUCUUAAUUGGUAUUCUAUAACAAAAACGGACAAUUUAUUCUAUACUACAAGCAUCUGGGGAUAUUAAGGGACUUUGCUUUAAUUUACUCUGUUGUGUUAACGUGUGCAUCCCUUGUUUUACAGCACAACUGUCCAGUUGGAAAUGUUGACCUACAAGGAAGAACAGCUCUUCAUGAUGCUGGUAAGACAUGACUUAACUCUUAAAUAUCAUUUUUUAUUUUAUUAUUUUUUAUGUGUACAUAUAAAAAUUUGGCUUAUCAUCAGGUUAUCCAAAAGCUUACAUAAUCACACUUCCUAAGUUAAAUUACGAGUUCUAGUUUGCUAACAAAGAAGUGCUGGUGGAGUACCUGUUUGGCUUUUCAUUGUAUUAUUUCACAGGUACAUGCAGGUUCAGCUGAUGUGCAUGUGUUCGUUCAGUGGUGAAUGGAAUGAAGUGACUUUUCUUUUUAUUUCCGUCCACAGUCAUGGCCGGCUGCACCUCCAGCGUGAAACUUCUCUGUGACAGCGGGGUGUCUGUGAAUGCCAGUGAUUUUGUAAGAAUUCAUAUUGUAUCUCUCUGAGCAUGUGGAAAAAGAAAUUAAGUUUCAGAAUAGACCAUUACAACCAGUUAUUACUGUAGAAAAGCAAGGUCUGUAUGCUGCUGAAAGGCAGUUUCCCUGUCAAUGGCAGUCAUCACCUGCCUGAAUGGUUGGUUUAAUGGUUUCUGCUUUGAAUUGACAGGCUAAGUGGACUGUGUAGGGUUUUGUAUUAAAACCAUGUGCUCUUCAGGUUGAAUGUGUGUUUUAAAAUCUUAAUUUCCAUGUUCUUUUCCCCAGGAGGGCAGAACACCUCUGGUUCUGGCAACCCAGAUGUGUCAUCCACGCAUCUGUCAGCUCUUGCUGGAGCGAGGGGCUGAUAUCACCACCAGGGACAAACAAAACAAGUAAAAAAAAAACUUUCUAUUAUAAAGUUUGUUUUUGGUAAGGCUGGAAAAUAUCUGAAAAAACCUUUUACUUGAAAAAGGCAACUUUUGAGAGGUUGCAUUUGUUAAAAACUAGAAAAGGUCUUACUCUUUGGAUUUGUUUGGUUUCCUAGUUUUGACUUGAUAGUAUGCCCGGACAUUAACAUCAUGUCACAGUAUAUUCUAUAACUUUGUUGUCAGAUAUGAGCAGGUUUUUUUCCGGGCUGUUUUUACAGAGAUUCUGCUGCAGUGUCAGGAUUGAGCUCUGGUGUCUCCAUAACACCACUGCAUUUUUACACUGAACCCUACAAUGAUGUAAUAUUGGUAUCCCAUAAACCUAACAGACAUUUCAAGCUGUUUUGUUAUGCUUUAUAUGGGGCUGGAGUGACACAGGCAAACAUUUUCACCCUACCAUUAUGCGCUGUUGCAGAAACAGAGAUGUAACAGACUCACUAUCAACAUGCAAUCUGCAAGGUUUAGGUUAAAGGUUGAAGUCUGCAACAUUAACAAGUUGUUCAGCAGAGAUCUAUGUCUGCUUUUGAAUAGAAGUAAGUAAGAUUGCAUGUCUGGCUUUACUGCAUACUAAAGGUCAAACAUCCUACAGUACAUAGUUUCAUUACGAUCAUUGCAUAGUGUCUAAUUUACAUUUAUAUUAAACACAGCAAACUCAAAUGGCUGUCUGAGGUGGUAAUGUCAUAACUGUAUGAUGUCCUCAUGUUCUUGGGUUUUUAUUGUGACUUAUUCAGAGAUAUUCACUGAAAAUGCACAGCUUAUUGUAGCUAGGUUGUGCCUCGUGUUUAAUAGCACUGCUGUUUCAAAGUUAGAUUGUAUACUCAGUUUUGCUCUUAAACUGUCUUUGUUGACCCUCAGGACGGCUCUGAUUCUGGGCUGUGAGUAUGGCUGUAAGGAUGCAGUGGAGGUGUUGCUGAAGAACGGCAUCGACGUGAAGGCUGUCGACAGUGGAAACCACGACGCUUAUCACUACGCUCGCCUCAGCAAGAACCAGGAGCUUGUUGCGCUGGUCAAAAGUUACCUCGACAAAGCCGCCAGAGGUCAGAUUACUGAACACCAAAACAAUCCUGCUGUCUGUUUAAAAUAAAUGUUAAAAAAAAGAACAUGAUCCCAGGUAAAAAUGAUGACUGAUUAGACUAUUAAAGAAGGGCUAUAAACACUUGACUGUACUGGGCUGCACUAUUGAUUUUCAUGUAUCGUAAAAACAUCUCUUUUAUAGGAUGUAUUCAUUUUUAUUCAUUGAAUAAGGAAAUGUAUAUUUUCUGCUCACUCUGUGCAUGGAUUUUUAAAAACAUUACAUACAACAAGCAUGGGUUUUUUCCAGUUCUUUCAGCGCUUCUCAGUUUAAAAAAACGAAAAAAGAAUACUUUAUAAACUCUAUGUUUGUAUAAUAUAUAUAGAAAAUGUGAUUAAGUAAAUAGCAUCAGAAGAACAUGCUGUGAGCCGAGUGUUAGAAGGGGUUACUUCUACACUGACUGUAUAACUUUUCAAUACCAGUGAUAUCUGUAUUAUACAAAGACAACACAAAGGUGUUGUUAUAACAAAAUACAGUUGUGUCUAUAAUUAAAUACAGCCACAGUCUUAAUUUGAUUGUCUCCUGAUUUCAUAGUUCUUCAGUAGAUGGUUGAUUGCUUACCUUCUCCUUGUUCGCAUAACUUUCCUCAAUCACCCCACAUAUGAUGAUUUACAGAGCUGCUUAGAAAAAUGCUGCUCUGUGAACAAACCUGCUCCUAUCUAAUCUCAAUAACACACUACUGGAGGGAAAAUUAAAGUGUAAACUGAUGUUUUUGUCUUCAUUACAGAGAAAGAGGCAGCGAAGAUGGAACAGUGGAAGCGACAGGUAAUCCUGCAGCAUUCAGACUCACAUCAUCCAUCAACAAAAUCAUGUUUAGCCUGCAGCUGCUGUUAUUCUCUGCACAACUUUGCAUAUUUUUGAGAACCCUUGUGUCAAAACAGCCAAAAUAUUCAAAAAUCAAGGUUACUUGAGACUAUGAAGCCCUUUUCAAAAUUAUGAAGCCAGAGGAUAUCCAGUCCUGGGUUUCUAUGCCAAGAUACUUUGAAGGUUGUGUUUUGAUAUUCGGCCUUUUCAUCCUGUUGAGAUAAACUUCAGACAUUUUUCUGGUAUUUGAUGUAGUUAAGUGCAGCCUCCUCAUCUAUUUCUGAACCUGCCAAGUGUUCCCCGGACUGGUGCUCAGAUGAACACGACUGCCACCUACUGAUGAAAACAGAGUACUUCUGGACUCUUCUGUAGCUUGAGGUGUUGUUAUACCUUUGAAACAAGGCUGUUAAAAAGAUCCUGUUUUAUCUGCAGCAUUCAGUGGAGAGGUCAGAGGCAGCUGAGGCUAAUAGAAGGGAUCAAUUCGUACAUGUAAGUGCUGUUUAGCUUAAACAUCACUCCUAAACAAAAUAUUUUUCUUCUCCUUUUAUACUUUUGCAGCGAUUUUAAUGAUACUCAAACCAGUAAGACUCAAUAAUCAUGAGAACAUCAAAAUCUAUUAGAUAUUGAUUGAUAUAAAGGUAGUUUUUCAUACUAAAGCCGGAUUUUGAGAGGUUAAGUUUCAAAAUUUUAUGUUUUUUUUUUUUUUCAUGGAUGUUUUUGUAGGACUUGGAGAGGCAGAACGAGACCAUGCAGGAGAGUCUCAGAAAGUACCAGCAGGAGCAGAAAGUCCUGCUGGAUAAGGUCAACAUGCUGCAGCAGCAGCUCACACAGGUAAACAAAACAACAACAGAACAAGAGCUGCUGACUGGAUCAAACCAAACAAUUCAAUAAAACCCUCCAGCCAGGCUUGCCCUUUACUGGCUUGCUUUUGUCAGCGCGUAUGGUCCUCUGUGAGCGGUGGGGUGGCUAGUUUGAGGGUGCUGCUAGAAGUAUGUGUGGCACAUAUGACCAUAUGAUUUCCUGGGCUCAGUUAAUGAUGAUAACGGCUGUCAGAGCAGCACUGUUCAGAGAGAUUGGUGUUUUAUUUUUAAACGUUACAUUCAGUGAAAAUAAAAGAGUCAUUGCCAUUUGUUACAGAUCAAGUAAACUCACUCAGAUGACAUUGAACAGCAUUUAGUCAAUUAUAAGCUACUAACAAAUUACUGUAUGACCUUUCCUUUUUAUCUGCAGGAGAAAGUAACAGUGGAAGACACUCAAAAAGAGGUAGGGAACAAUCAUAAUGACUUUUUCACAGCGGGACUCAUUCUCUCGUCUGUUCUGAAGAGUCUGCACUCUAUUCAAAUCAUUUUACAGCAGUAAGAGUCAUCAGAGCGGCUGAUAGACAGUCUUCAGUUAUUGUGUGACCACUAAAAUCUGAAAUUAAGAGCAAUGAAAAGGAACUGGGAAAAAUUCAGGGAGGAUGUUGCUUGUGCUGGUUCACACUCAAAACUGCCCACAUAGAAAGUAAUAGGCUUUCUUUCUAGAUGUGUUGAGAUGCAAUAGCGGCGGAUAACAUCUCACUAUGUCCCAACAUGCUGGAAUCCAAGUGAAGUAAACCAGCAGCUGAGGAUUUUGUGAUUUCCUGUCAUAGAGGAAUAGAGCAAGAGAAAGAUGGAGAGAUAGAUAGAAUGACAAAUGUAACUGGAGCGUUUAAUUUUGAUAAAAGUACAAAUGAGUCAAAUAAAGACAACAUGUCUUUACUGCUGCUGGCUAUGUUAACAUCUUCAAGGAACUAUGCUCCUUAUAAGGCGGCAGAGAUCUCAUUUUCUUAGUUUAAUAGACCAACAGUUGUCUAUAUAUAAAGGUCAACAUCUGAGACACACUGCUUCAGUAAUUUCUCUCUAUUUACCUGUUACAGUAUAUUGACUUUAGAAAUGUCUGUGCUUGCUGAGGAUGAAAAACCCUAUUACUACAUUUCCCUACAGCCUUUGUCUUUAAGACUUAGACAUUAGCUAGUAUUGGCUUCUUGUUGUGUGUGUGUAGUAUUGUGAAGCCAGUUUUACUCCAAACUGUGAGACUGUUGCAGCGUUGUUGAAUUUGAGGCAUCUGCAGUAAUGACAAAAAUAGACAGUAGAGCGCUGAGCAAUUUAGUAGAUGCCUGGCGUAAGAUUGUAAAAGUCAACAGUUAAAGCUGUUUAAAUAUAUUCUUUAUCGCAUUCAUAAUUCUCUAACAAAUCCUGGGAGAUGCAGCCACAAGUAUUUAUUUAUAGAUGAGUAAAAGUUAUUAAAGGGGUUUUAUUCAAAGAGCUGGUUAUUAUAAUAAGUAGUUUUAGGUGUGAACUCAGACCUCUCUAUAUUUGCUUUUUUAUAGUCAGUCACCCAGAAAUGUCUGCUCUCACCCUCACUUUACAAACUCUUUCUGCUUUUGUUUUCUUUGUUAAAUCAGAGGGAGCAGUUGAAGGUGUUACUCAGUGCCAAAGAAAGAGAGGACGGAGCUCGAGGCCUGGAGACCGUCAAGGUCCAGCUCAGGAGCACGCUGGUCAGCAACCUGGUUCUUAUCUAAUUUGUACUUUUUGUUGAGAGGCGCUAAAACCUCAGAGAAAUCAGUGGCUCCUAUAAAACUGAUUUACUUCUCGAUGCCUUUUAUGCUUGUAGAUUUGUUUUUUUAAAUGCUUGUGAAGCUGUGUUGAACUUGUUGUUCUCAGACGUUACAGGUAAAGUCUAAAGUUGUAAAAUGAAGAUAUUCAUUGGAGAUAAUUGGACUGAAUUUAAGAGUUUAAUUGGGAUGAGCAAAAAUAGAAACAUCUAUCCAACACCUUCACAACUUAGGUGCUCCUAAUAAAUACUUGUAACUGCUGUCAGAAAAUCCACCAUAUUGAGUUGAGUUUGAAUUUCGAGUUGAGUUGAGUUUGAAUUUCGUCCAUUUUUAAUGAUUGUGUGCAUGUGUGUGUACUCACAGGGAGACUACUCUGGCCAGUCUGUAAUAAAGGGUAAGUUUUCAUGAACUUUUACCAAAUACAAAAAUAAAUCUGUUUGAUAAUAAAGUAAAAUUCUUCAGCAGAAUAAUUUUAGCUCUGAUUUAUUAUUAUUUUUCUUGCAGGUAAAGAAAACUCUUUCAUCAAACAAGCUCACAGCCUGGACUCUGAACAGGUAGGUUUUAAUCUGUGAAGUACUUACAUAAACAAAAAUAUGUACAUUUAAAAAAAAGUUAAAUUUUCUUGAUCACCCUCAAUAAGAGAAGGAGAACUCUUAUCAUCUUUGGACAGGAAUCAGCCUAAUUCCACCUUUUUGAUGAGUUGUACCAUCAACAAGUGUUCUCUCUCUCUAUCUGCAGAGAGUCCAGAAAGUUUCCAUGGUCCGGUCAAUGUCCAGACCUCAAGAGAAGAGUCCACCUGCUGCGGCCUGGGAUCUCUCUGGUGAACCGGAGGCUCUCCGCCAUGAGCUUGAGGCAGUCAAGAGAAGACAACAGGCUGCAGAGGAAGAGACGGCACGGCUUCAGUCCGCCCUUAACCGUAAAAACCGAGAGUGCCAGGAGCUAGUUCAGAGCCGAGACGCCAUCCAGAAACAGGCUGACCAGCAAGUUCAGGACCUGGAGGACGCCUUGGGAGAGGUCCAGAAGAGGAUGCUGGAUUCUGAGUGUAAGGUCAAGCAACUCCAAGCCCAUGUAGUUGCUGUAAAAGAGCAUUUAGGAGGCCAGGGGACGGAGGACCUGCGUGCCCAGCUGCAGGAUAUCAAAACCAAGUAUGAAGGUGCUUCAGCUGAAGUGGGCCGUGUUCGUAACCGCCUCAAACAAAGUGAGAAGGCUUUGGAGGAGUACAAGACCAGUGAGAGCCAGCUAGCUGCAGAGACGGAGAGACUGAACCAAGAGUUGGGAGCUUUGGCUGCAGAGAGGGACGCAUUAGCAGAAACCUUUAUAGAAAUGGAAGCUCAAUUUAAGGAUACCCAGACUAAACACGGCAACACAGUACCUGCAGAGAAGUUCGACAACAUGAAAAACCUGCUGACCAACGCUGUCGAUGAGAAGGAACGGCAGAUCGCAGAGCUAAGGGAAGACUACGAUCGUGUGCUGGAGGAAGUAGCAGAGCUCCAUCGCAAGCUUGACAGUCCAUCAUCACAGGGAGUAUCUGAGGCGAUAACCGAGGAGCAGCAGAGGGUCCUGGAAGCAUUGGAAGAGCAGAAUGCUACACUGAAAAAGAAACUGGUGGAUCUGACUGCAAAAAGCCAGGCUCUGAUUCAGGAGGUAGAGGAGGGUGAAGAGGAGAGAGAUAUCCUACGAGAGCAGCUAGAUGAGUUCAAUAGCAGGAUUGGGAUUGACCUUAUACCCAUGAAAGACCACGAUGAGGCCCGCAGGAACAUGGUGACGGCUCUGGAGGAGCUGGAGGACAAGCUGGUUGAAGCCAGCGAGCGAUAUGGAAAAGCAGAGGCACAAGUCCAACAGCUUCAGACUGACAGAGCAUUGCUGCAGGAAAAUAUCAGCAGCGUAAAGAGCAGCAGUGAGAAACAGCAGAGCGAGAUGGACGCUCUGAGAUCUCAGAAUACUGACCUGGUGAAGAAACUUGAACUUUUGCAGAAGACAUGCGAUGACAGAGACAAAGAGUGUAUGCAGCUAAGCACACAGAGCCAGACUCUGAAACAGAGCUUGGAUGGAGAGUAUGUUCCUAGACAGCAGCAUGAGCAAGUGAAGAUGGAGUUAAGCUCCACCCUAGAGAAUGUUAAAGCUGAGAUGUUGAAGUUGGAGACCAAGGAGAGAGAAAGUGACAAAGAACUGAAGAAUGUGAAAGAAGGAAACGAUAAGUUGAAAAAAGAGUUGGAAAAAGUUUUGGUGGAGAUGAAAACAGAGCAUAUAAGCAUAAAAGACUUUAAAUCUGCAAUAGACAAGUUGAAUGUUGCUGUGGUGCAGGCAGAGAAUCAGGCAAAUCAAGCAUCAGCCAAGCAUUUGGCGGCUCAGGAGGAAAACAUCAAACUUACCCAAGAACUGGAGGCCCAAAGAAAAGAACUUGAUACCAUCCAGGAAGCUAUCCAGUCGAAGUUUAUUCCACUGACAGCAGCUGAGGAAAAGGAGAGCUCGUACAGCACCCAGGUGAAGGAGCUGACAGCCAAGCUGCUGGAAAUGGAAGAGAAGUAUAACAAAGAAAGGUCUGCUGGAGAGAGCAACAAACAGGAGAAAGAUAAACUCAGAGCUGAGGCAGAGUCACUUCAGCAGAGACUGGACUCUGUUCUGGUCAGCAGUGAGAAGCACAAAGAUGUAGAGGAAGACUUGAAGAAUAAAUUUGAAGAACUGACCCAGAAGUUGGUCAACUUAGAGGAGCAGCACAAGGAGGUAACUCUGCAGAAAGGUGAACUUGAAGAGCAGAACACCCUCUGCAAGUCUCAGAUCCAAAAUCUUCAGGACCGUCUGAAAUCAGAGUUGACUCGUAUUUCAACGUAUGACACAGAGCUUAAAGCCCUCAAUGACGCCGUGCAACAAUCCCAGAGUGACUGCAAGAAAGCAAGAGAGGCUCAGCAGGAGGAGGCCCAGAAGGUUUCUGCCCUACAGAAAGAGCUGCAGGAGCGCCGCGGCGACCAGGCUGCUUUGCAACAACUUUCCAAAGCCAAGGACACCCUGGAGGCUGAAGUCUCUAAGCUUCAGCUGGCCCUCCGUGAAGAAGAGGAGAACAGUGCCCAGAGAGCUGAAGAUGUAUCUGCCCUGCAAUCUGAGCUCCUUCAGGCCACUCAGGCUCUGGAGGAGAUCCACUACACGGACGACCAAAUAAAUCAGCUGAAGAAGGAGAAGCAGCAGCUGGAGGAGGAGGCUGCCAACCUGAGCAACAAACUGCUGAGCCUAGCGGAGGAGUGCGAGGAGGCUCAACAGGGAGCCAAGCGAGCAAGGGAGGGUGAGAGCAGAGCCAGGACAGAGAUGGAGGCCGUCCAGGAGAAGGGACGCGCCAUCGAGAGAGAGAUAAGAGAGCUUAAAGAGAGAUACGACGAGUCGCUCAGCACCAUCUGUGACCUCCAGAGGAGAAUCCAGACAUCAGCUCAGCAGACCGAGGCCAAAGACAAGAAGGUACCCAGAAUAUGACUCUUAAAUUCAACUGUUGAUUGUAAUAUUUAAACUGCAUUUGUUAGAAGAAGGUGGUUUUAUCUUCAGCUUAAAUGAUCUACAAUGCUGCUCUCUGUCUUAACUCAAAGUGCUAUGACCCGUUUUUCUUCCUGAGGUAUAAAUCCUUCUUUCAUGUGCUGUGAUUGAUGGAAUAAUGAAUAAUGUAAAAUGUACAGAUAUUGAUAUUUGUGUUUCUGCGUCUGUGCGUGUACCAGAUCACAGAGCUGCUGACAGACGUGGAGCGAUUAAAACAGGCGCUGAACGGUCUGUCUCAGCUGGCAUACACGAGCAACGCACCCAACAAGAGACAGACGCAGCAAAUCGACACACUUCAAGCCCAGAUCAAGAGCCUACAGCAACAGCUGGCUGUGAGCGGACACACACGACAUUAUGAAAUACGCAUGACACAUCUGCUUCACGUUUUAGAAAAGUCGCUCCGCUAAUUGUCUUAGUUAGUUAUUUAUUUCACGGGAUAAUGCACAUUAAUGAAUAUGUGUGUAAACAUGCCAGAUUGUAGCUAGAUGUCUAUUUCUAUCCGUGGACCCCGGCAGGUUGAUGAUAAACAUCCAGGUAGCAUGUACACAAGAUAUGACUAAACUAAAAUUACACAGAUAUAAACAACAAGUAGAUGCAAAACAAUGCAAAUUACACGACUUAACCACAAACUCACAUAUAAUAAUACAGAGGGUUGCUGUAAAACUAUGCUAAGUGUAAGUGAAUUAUGUGCUUGAAGUGCAAAUGCAGGUGGUAAAAUGCCAGAGCGUUAAAGAGCUGUACUGCUGGUGUAAUGCGCUUGAUGGUAGGGGAGUUGGUGUAAAUUGCACCUUUGCCCCAUGCACGUUGAUUUAAAGUGCUAGUGUAAUUGCAAAUUGCCUUAUUGAACAAAAUUGCAUAAAAGGAGAUGAUUAUGUGUUUAUGCGAUCGCAUAGAGAUAGCGUAGAUAGAGUUUUUAUGUAUGUGAUGUUGCGCUCCUAUUCUCGGAGGUAUCUGAAAAUCAUGCAUCCCAGUUUUAUUCUCUGUCCACUGUCUUUUCUUAUCAACAGAGUCUUAAAAUGCCCCCGAAAAAUAAAAGAAAGGGUGCACUAACAAAAUGCAAAAUGUUGUGUUUCAUCAAACGGUCAUAUUUUUGGUACAAACACAGAGAAGUGAAGGACUCAUAACAAUGUUUCUCUCUUUUCUAUCUCUUCUGCUUGAAAAGGAUGCUGAGAGGCAACACAGGGAGGUGGUUUCAAUUUACCGCACUCAUCUCCUCAGUGCAGCACAGGUAAGUUCAGCUUAAAAACCUCUUGUAAAGGCCAAACUACUCACUUUCCUCUUUGGACUAAACAUCAUUUCUACAAACAAUCACAUUCUCUUUUUCUAAAAUACUUCAGUUUUUAUAAAGUCUUUGAUACCUGACAGGAGGAUUUCGAGAACCAAAACCGUAAGAAGGUUAAACCCUUACACCCAGAAUAGCGAAUUUAUAACAAACAUCUCAAUAGAGCAAUCAUGAAAAACAGCUAACUUAAUUCGCCUUGGUUAACCAUGUGAUUUCUAACGAAGCUUUUCAGUGUGAAAUCAACAUUCUCAGUGCCUUCCCCUGCAACACUUAAUAGUUUCUUACACAGUAUUGGUCAGCUCGGUCUUAAAACCUCUUUCAGCUCCAUAAUUAGCUCAUCAAGAAUCCCCACCGCUGCCCCCUGCAGCACAAAGUUACUGCUGAGAAAUACAGUCUGUCCAACUUGGAAACCACCAGCUCAGAACAUCUCUAACACAUGGUGGCUCUGAGACAGCAGCUGCAGCGUGACUCGAAGUUCACUUGCAGUCAACAUUACCAGGAGCUGAAUCAGAUCUGAGGUUGUCUGGCAGCCCGUCAGUGCACAUGAGAACAGUAACCGAUCAUAGCAACAUAGAGAAAAAAUUGUGUGAAUGACUGCCGAUAGUUGGAGGCAGUAAUACGCAGAUGGAUGACUUAAAUGGGUGGCGAUCUUUUAGGAGCAGGCUUCCAAUUCAUUUAACAAAACAGACACAGACUCACUCAGCCCACAUGAUUGAGAUAAUGGAGGUGUAAGAGAACGACAGCUUUUAGCGGCUGAAUCACAGAACCACCUGCAGCAUGAAAAUUAACACUCAGAAGACAAAGAAGCAGAUGAACAGAUGUACUCUGACUUUUUGUCUCGUAGGGUCACAUGGAUGAGGACGUCCAGGCCGCCUUACUGCAGAUCAUCCGCAUGAGACAGGAGUUUGUGUGUUAAAGCGUUCACCCAACAAACACAAGUUACUACCUGCUGACUCCAAUUCUCCAUUAUUACAUCUCUCACUGCAGUGUGUCCUCACUGUGGCCCCUGUGGGUGCCCAGUGUGUGUGUGUGUGUGUGUGUGUGUGUGUGUGUGGGAGCGUGUGUGUUUCUGUGUGAUGAGUGUAUUUGUGUGUUUAUGUAUCAGCAAAGUUUCUCCAAUCUGGCUGCUCUGACGUCCAUCCUCUUCAUUCGUACUUUGCCUUCCAAAGUUUAAAGCUCUGUGUUGUGGGUGAAAGUGAAAAACCAACGCCUUAUGUCAUCAUUAAUAGAAACCGCAAUGAAUUAAGAAAGCUUUCGUAUCCAUUCAUUAACUCUGAUCUUGUUUGGUGAUCUUCAUCAACGCAGGAACGUUUUCUAUGCAGCACAUAUGAGGAACGCUGUUUGAGUGAACAUAUCUGUUAAAUCUGUUCUAAAAGAUUAAGCCAAUCAGUUUAUUUCUAUGCAGCUUUAAUCCAAUUAACUCAGCAACGUGACGUGAUGAAACGCAGGUCCCUGUCGUGGAUUAAACCUCCUUCAAUGCUUAGCUGGAAUGUAAAACGGACAUGAACACAAAAAACACUUUUCACAUUCCCACCUGACAGUCAGCUCUCUCACACAGUGGCCAUUUUUGUUUGUGUUUGAGAACAAUGUGUGCUGGAGUUUGAGGAACAGGUUCACAUUUUUCAAAACCCCUUUCCCUAAAACUGUGUCCUUGUGGAGCUGCAGGGACAAAACAGCGACAAAAAGAGUCAAUUUGUACUUAACACUGAAACUUGGUGAUCUGAUCUGAUCUGAUCUGACAGAUUUUCUGAGGGAUUGAGUUUGUGUAUUUUGCCCCUUGCAUUGAAAACACAUUAGUAAGUCGCCCUUUAAUGUUCAGUCUCAACAGGAGGAACUAUUACAGCAUGUAAAAACCUUUUUCAAUGAGAUUGUUGAUUUUAAACAGACUUGGGAGAACUCUCAUCCUUUCCUUGAAUACAAUAUUAAGAUGGUUGUCUGUGCACUGAGGUCUUUGUGCGAAAAUACAAGUGUGAACUCGGCUGAUCAAGCAGCUUCUUUCUUAUAUCCCCCUUUGUGUUCCUCCACACAGUGAUUCCUUGCUGAGCCGCAGGGAAAUCACUAACAAAAAGAACAACCUGCCACAAUCUCAGACACCUGAUAUCCAGGUGUUUUUCUCGCUUGUUACUCUUCUCCAGGUGAUUAUGGACACCAGGGUAGCGGUUAAAAAUGGAGGCGAAAGAAUUCAAACCUGUCCUUUCACAUUUUCUCACAGCAGUUGUAACGCCUCUGCUACUUUUUUGGGACUGAACUGUCUUCAGUGGCGCGUUUUCAUCUUGUGGAGUCCAAAGUAGCACAUUGAAAUACUCCAAAUACCAAAGAUCUGAAGAGGGAGAAAACAUCCAAAUCUUUUUUCACUCUUUUAUAGUCGUGGUUCAUGUUGUGAUGUGACAGAUAUGGAGAGCUCUCAGUUAUGUUGCUCACUCAGAGCAUCAAGUCUGGACAUGGUUUGUGCUGGAUCUGAGUCACAGGGUGUGGAGUGGAGAUCUCUUGCUGUGUCCUACAGUUUGCAGUGGCACGUCGUCCUGUUUGUUGAAUCCAGAGUGUCCUCUAGUGGUGAAACUUGGCAGGCCAAGUUGAUAGAAAAUGUAAUAGUCAGUGUGGACCAGGGGUAGGCAGCAGUGGCUCUAGGAAGCUGUGAUGUCUGCGUGCUUGAGCUCAAGAACAGGGAAAUGUGACAUCAAUCUUACAGGAAGUUAAUGUGAUGAUUAACAUGAAUUUAUCUGCUUUUAAAUGCUGCUUCAUCUAUCUUUAUUGAAAUCAAACCCCUAACAAAUACAAAAAAAAAAUGUUUGAACUAAAGCUUGACUUCAUAAAAAAAACUUGAUUCUGCUGCAGUGACUUCGGCAGCCUUCCUAGAUGAAGUGUUGCGUACCCCUGAGCCCGCUCUUUGUGACUCUUUGUGACGGUGUAGUGUAGUGGUGUUGUGAUUGUUGAGCGAGUCUCUCAUGCCUUUACACUGAUAUAUUUUUCAUAGAUUUGUACUUCUUUAAUUACUGUACUACAGUGUGAAAAUUCUGAUAUUCAGCAGGUCUGGAAGUAGAACGGCACAAACACGUUCAGGGUAACAUUUACCAUAGGAAGCCAUUAAAAAAUUGAUCAAAUCCCCUUUAUUUAUGUGGUAAUGAUUAGUUAUUUGAAGCACUCCUGUCUAUUUCAUUCUAAUAACACACUUUACAAUGAAAAAUCUUUUGUGCUCUAUUUUUAUAUUUUGGCCAAAUCACUUUACAUGAGCUGGAAGUUUGGAAAACGACAGCCUGUGCAUUUUAUAAUGCAGAUUUUUGGGGGGUACCACUAUCUUUUUUUUUUUUAGUAUUUCUUUCUGUCUUCCCUUGACUGUUAACAUUGACUAUAGACUGAAAGCAGGUAAAUUUCCUCAUCAAUAAACUGUAAUCAAUCUGUUUGUUUUUUUGGCAGUAAUAUUUGUGUUUGUGAAUCUCUAAUACAAAUUCAAUUAAAGUGCCUAACAUAGAAAACUACA